GCAGCAUUACUGCCCUGUGGGUAACCUAGUAUUUAUGAUUUGCCAAACAGUUUGGAGUAUUCAUCAACAAGAAUGUUUGCCGAUGAUACGACAUUAACUGCAUCUGGUAAAUCAGUUGCUGAUGUAGAAAUGGCCAUUAAUUAUGAUCUUGCUAACGUAAAGCGGUGGCUAUCUGCAAACAAACUAUCCCUAAAUCUUGUUAAAACUGAAUACCUACUAAUUGGAUCUUGGCAUAACGUCAACAAUCUAGCCCUUGUUCCAAAUGUGUUCGUUGGCGAUGUACAAAUUAAAAGAGUGAGAGAAACAAAAGCACUUGGAGUAUGUAUUGAUGAAUUUUUGUCAUGGAAUAAGCAUAUUGACAAAAUUGCUAAGAAGGUUUCAUCCGGAAUUAGAGCGAUCAGAAGACUCAAACCCUGUGUGGAUCAUAAUACAUUAAUAUGUGCUUAUAACGCACUUAUAUUGCCCCACUUCGACUACUGCUGCGAAGUUUGGGAUACUAUUGGUAUCACACUCUCUGAUCGCCUCAAAAAAUUACAAAAUAGGGCUGCUAGAGUAAUUACGGGUCGUAAAAACGAACACGGCCAAUCUGAACUUGCUUUAAAUGAACUAAACUGGAAAACAUUGAAAGAACGCAGAACUCAAUUUGUAGCAAGUCUCAUGUACAAAAUAACCCACGAUCUAGCGCCCAAACAACUAAUUGAUAUGUUUCAAAAGACGCCUUCGUCUCAACAUUAUAACUUACGAGGUUAUGCCACAAAUCUCUAGCUGCCCAAACCUAAGACCGAAUAUCUUAAAAAAGGUCUUAGUUAUAGAGGAGCAAAAUUGUGGAAUGGCCUCUCAGAUAGACUAAGAAAUAAAUGUUCUCUUAUUCAAUUUAACUUAAGUGUGCGGCACCUGGCCAGUUAGAUAAUGAGUUUAUGAAUUUUUUUUUUUUUUACAUUUUAUUUAUUUGACCAUAGUAGAGUAAUUAUAAUUGUAUAAUUGUAUUGUAAUGUGUUAGUCUUGUAUAUAUAUUUAUCCUAAUUGAGUGUAACGUUUGUAUUUUUAAACCUACGCCCCUCUUGGAAAUCAGCUCUUGCUGUAGGGGUUAGCGUAGACAAGUAAAGUUUUUAAUUACCUACUACUUAUUAUCCAUGUUAGUCAACGUUUAUUCAUAAUUCUGGUGUAUUGUAUUUUUGCCCAACUAACCAAUAAUAGCAAUGUUUUAGGAAAGUUACCUAUCUGUGACUGGAACAAUAGGGUAAAUUGGAAAUUGCUAUUGGUGGAUUUGGCAAAAUACUAAUCAGUUAUAUUGUUAUGAUGUUAUCCCAAUGAGUUUCACAGCCAUCUCCUCUUCAAUAGCCUACGUCUAGAAUAAAGAUUGUUAUCAGUUUACGGAGUGUCCAUUAUGUACCAUUUAAAGCACGCGUAGGAGGGUUUUAUCACAUAUAAAACACGACGCGUAGGGGAGUGUUUUAUAUGUGAUAAAACACGACCACAAGUGCUUUAAAUGGCUUCAAAAACGACUCAUCUUAUACGAGUUCAUUGGCGAAGUAAUUUUUAAAAUAAACUUUGUCUAAACCGAAAAAAUCAAAGCUAAAGUUUAUGUAAAUUAACAUGAUUUUUUAUCACAUAUAAAACCACGACACGCUUAUGAUUUUUCUUUGUGUUUUCCUCCUGAAUUAUUAAUGAGUUCUUGAAUUUAUGUUUUAUAAUCUCAGGUGACCUAAAACUAUGAACUAUAUCGUCGGCUUUUUACCGUAGCCAAACUCUGGAAAAAUUGCUUUGUUUUUUAAUUUUUCUUCCAAAGGACUUGAAAACGGUGCGUCAAACGUCGGAAGGGGAAUGGACACCAUUUUGGAUGAAUUCACUGUGUCAAAUUUUAAGCACAGUACUGUUUCAAGACACACUUUGAAGCAAGACGUAGAUUGCGUGGAUAAAAACGAAGGCAAAGUAUAGGUCUUUAAAGCAUGGAGAAAACUACGAUGUUUCAAGCAAAAGGCCUUUCGUCGCGUAAAGUUCAUUGGAUUACCCAAAGGCGGCCCUUUUAGAUCUUAUUUACCCUCCGACCAAAGGACCCUUGGCUCACAACGUCGCAUUUAGCUCUUUAUAUACUAGAUUGCUCCAAAGAUAUUCUACUUUGCCUACGACAAACUAAUUUAAGGUGGCUCGAUACAAUUUUCAAAAACUUCAGGUGUGUAAAAGUUUGACUGUUUUAAACGUCGUAUUUUAAAGGGGAAGUCAAGUCCGUUCUGCGCAUCGGUUCUGCGCAUAACAAUAGAGGGCCCUCUGAGGUAAACAUUGCCCAAAUUUUGAAUGUUUCGAAUUUUUCUGAACACAAACUCUAUUUCAUAUUCAUGUAGAAGCAUAACGAACCAAAAUGGUGUUAGAUAUUCAGACAGUACAUCAUAUUUUAAAAAAUACAGCAGUUCAAAAUGUAAACAAACCGUUUGUUUACAUUACGGACUUGACUUCCCCUUUAAGGUUUUAUGAAGCAGAUAACAGGAUGAUCAUCUAUUUUAAUAUUUUUUUCUUUCAAAUUAUGUCAGUUUUGGUAACAUAUAGCGUACGAAAUUCACUCUAAAAUAGCCUAUUGCUUUGUCGGUGUAGGCGGCACGACUUUUCGAUUUUCACUGACCGAUAACUUUGAUCCUGGUUCAAGGUUUUCAAAUAUUUAGAACCUCUUUAGCAUUUUGAGUUAUUUGGUCUACAUGUCUUUGACAUGCAACGUGCUUCCGCAACACGGGCGAGUCGCCAAGUCAAGCCAUCUAUUAACCUGAAAUUCAGGCCUUAAUUUUAAACUUCGGGUUAGUCAUCUAUGCACAGUAAGUAUUUUCGUUAAUAUUCCCGCGGACACGAAUGAUCACGCGAGUUUGCUCAUAUAGCAUGUUUUGUCAGUCGCGAUUAAGGGAUUUUGUGUGGAUUAAUAUAUCGAGCCACCUUAAACAAAAAUGAGGUUGUUUUCAUACACAGGGACCGGUUGUUUAAAAACACAGUUAAAUCUAAUGUUGUUGUUGUAAAAUUCCGUCAAUCACAAUUACGUAAUCCAAAGCGGUUAACCACUAUUCAAUUACAAAAUCAAUGGUCCCAGGGUGUAAAAAGGAUGAAUGCCUGCGUCCAAAAUGAAAAUGUAUGAACUGGUAAGGAUAAGAACUAUGUUUUAUAUAAAGAUGAAUAAUUUUAUUUAAAAUCCUCACAAAUUAAUUAGUUGUGAAAUUCAACGUGGGCACCAUUUCUCAUUAAACCUCAAUUCAACGUUCUUGCGUUUUCCAUUUUCUCCCAGAAUUGCUUUUGUUGGAAUUAUUUAGCUUCUUACUAAAAAUAAAUUCAUAUUUGCAUGGGUUCGGCAGAUAAUCACGAGUUUGGCAUGCUUAUUAAUUGGAUGCAAGAAUGCUGCUCAAAACAAUGAAAACUGAUAUCAUAUUGUUUAUACGGACAUAAAGCUGGACUAGGUCUUUUGUAUAAAUGUAUUCAAAUGACGUUUCAAGCUAGGGUCUUUCGUCGGGAAUUUAGAGGGUAUAGUAUUCAGUAUUGCUGUACUUACAGUAUUGCCGUACACUACCAACACUGGCAACGACAGUUCGAAAGUUACCUUAUCCGCAUAGUUGCGCGACUUGAAAGAUUAAUUUGGAGUUUCAAAUAUUGAAUUAGAGGCCGAUUACAUGGAGCAUUUUCAACCCCGAGGUUGAACUCAGCCCUGUUUACCGGGUUGAAAUUUCAGCCCUGUCUGUAAUACAAAACUCUAUCUUUAGCUGGGUUGAAAGUUUUGUCAUGUAAUCGUUUCAACCCAGGCUGAAAUUACUAUGAGUUAAUCGAGCAUGCGUGGUAGUGACUAUUUAUUACAAGAAAACAAAAUAAAAGCUUUUUUACUUCCGCAAAUAGAUGCCGAGAACGUAUGGUAUAACGUUUCAACCCCGGGGUUGAAAUCGUCCAUGUAAUCGCAAAAAAUUUCAAGCCGGUUAACAGGGCUGAGUUCGACCCCGGAGUUGAAAAUGCUGCAUGUAAUCGGCCCCUUAAAGUGGUUUGAAUCCUACAUUUCUGAUAUGGAACAAGUGUGUUUUGUCAAUGGGACGACGUCAACACCCAAAAAGAUAGUCUGCGGAGUUCCUCAGGGAUCUAUAUUAGGGCCAUUAUUGUUUUAACUUAACUUUACAUUAAUGAUCUCCCAGUCUUGAUAACACAACCCCGUGCUUAUAUGCCGAUGGCACACACACAGAUAUUUUUUUCCGCUAAGAAUUCUGCGGAACUUAUUCUCAACUGACUUGAAUAGCGAUAAAAAAAUUAGCCAAUGGCUAACAUGUAACAAAUUACAGCAUCAUUCAACCAAAAUCAAAUUAAUGUACGUAAAUUGGUUCGCAUGCAUGCAAAGUGUAAUAUUUGUAGCGGCACACACGAAUUGCAGUUAACGUUAAGUAUGCUUUCCAUUGGGUUGUUCGAUUUAUAAAGUCAUUACUAUAGCAAUGUUUGUGUCGGUUUCAUAUUAGUUUUAAGCAUGUAUAUACUAAAAGAAUGUAAGUAAAGAAUGGAAAUAAGAUCCUACCUUGAAAUCACAGCGUAUGUCUUCAGCGGCGUUAUGCAGUAUGUGGUUCAAGUCGAGCACCUGUAAGAAUACCUUGAAAUCACAGCGUAUGUCUUCAGCGGCGUUAUGCAGUAUGUGGUUCAAGUCGAGCACCUGUAAGAAACUGAGGAAUGUGCAGCUAUUAUACUCAAUCUUAUGGUACCGUCUCAUAACCAUUCGUGCGUUUCAAUCAAGGCAAAGGUUUUUUGUAAAUUUGAGUGGGAAACAGGACGUAACAUCCGAAACUCGUUGCAACAGGUAUUUUUGCAUUAUGUAAAUGUAUCAAGUGUGAAUAAAGUUAUGUGGCUACCUGCGUUCGUGUAAAUCCAUUCAAUAAGCUGGCCUUGCUUAACAUCUAUAAUACUAUAUAUUUACAAUAACUUGGAAAAAAUCUGCGCUAACAAGUGGUGCACAAUAUUAUGACUAUGUUACAAUCCCAACCACCCCCUGCAGCGAAAAGAGCGAUUAGUCUCAAAAUUGCUGCAGUCGAUCUCUAAUUGAAUUUACUUUGAAGAUGACCAUCUAAGCAAAACUAAGUUUACUAGUUAAUACUUUUGACAAAAGUCGAUUAAAUUUGCAUCAGCGUUUUAGGGCAGAAAAUGUUGUUUUUGUGCCUCUUAAGUAGUCUAACCCCCCAGAAGACAAGAAAUUGCAUUUCGGAGAUACUAAAAUUGUCGAAGACAAUGGCAACGUUGACAAUGGGCACGAGAGAAUGGUCAGCAAACAAACAAUUUGCGUCAAUACACUUAAUACGUGGGUUAAUACACUUCUUAUUAUUGAUUAACAUUUUAAGAAGGGUAAUUAUAUACAAUUGAUGAGGACAUUCUUACUUAAUUGAUCACGAUAUUGCAUAACAACCAUAAAUAUUCUGCAAUCGCUGGAUUACUGUAGAAUACAAACUGGACCAAGUGGUCUCGUGAUCAACUUCAAAUUACUUAUUUGUUUUUGUGGAUAAUGUUAAAUUAACAUUCUUGCCAUCUAUUUUAAUUUAAGUCUAUGUGUGCAUGUGAAGACAGGAAUCCUUUAUGAACACAAAACUUCCUACAUUAAGAAUUCAACUGCAUGCUUGUAAAUAUAUACUAUGUACAAUAAGAUGACGCCAGUAUAAGGGUAUGGGUAAUAUCAUCAGGAUUGAUGCAUUGGGCAUCUCAUUUGCCAGGGUUAUCUGCAGUUAACAAUCAGACGAGUCCAACUCUGAAAAGACAAUGCUUUGUUUUGCCAUUCCUGUACACACUCAACUGUAUUUACUGAAUAUGAUGUACAUCAAGACAUGUUCCUUAUUGCAAGACUGCAGCAAAAGCCGGAACUCAAUCUUCUUCUCAACAGAGUCUGCAAAUUCAACCUAAAACAUGCAAUGGAUGAGUCAAUAUGAAGCGCCGUUUGUCAUUGAAAGAAAAAUUAUAAAUCAUGCAAAUGAAAUAGUGCAACCUUUCCCUUGAAAUGCUUAAAGUGCCUAUAUCAGGGUCAGGGAAAUGAUUUUUCCUGAUAGUUUAGAUGAUUUUAAGAACAUUUGCAAUAUAUUUGACAAGACGAAAAUUUCAUCUUCAUGGACUUUUUGGGCCUCAAAGUUGCGGAUUUUGGCAAAUUUUUGUGUUUGACCGUGAGAUACAAUUACUGGUAACUAGUUGUGUUGUGAGGCGGAAGUGACGUAGGAAUGAGAAGACAUGCUUUCAGAACAACAGGACAUUUAUAGUAAAACAGCAACAUUGAAAACUUUAUCCUUUUUAAAAACACGAGAAAAGAAUAUUUUAUCGGUUUUUUGUUUAUUUCGCUGAACGUCCAUGGUUCAGAGAUGCCACAUAGGUGUGUAGCAUAUGGAUGCUCCGACAUUGCUAGCCAAAAUGAAGGAAUAUCGCUGCACAAUAUUCCGUAUGGGAAUGACGAUCGGCCAGAGGCAAAAAAAGCGAAGGAAAAGAUAGGUUGACUUUGUGAAACAAAAGAGACUGAACUUCGAACCAACAGCUUCAUCGAAGAUAUGCUCAAGACAUUUUAUGGCCGAAGGUUUUGUGAGACCAUUCGCUGUUGGUUUGACGACUGAGAAACCAAAAUUGAAACAGCUACUAAAGAUAGACAACUUUGGUAUCUGCGUGUAUCCGACGAUUUUAGUCUUGGGUGGCGAUGAAAUGAACCUUUAUCCGCAAGAGAUCGCCGAUAUUCUGUAAGUAAUGCAUUUAGUAAUUAUGUUUUUACUAUUGCCAGUCGUCAGUCCUUAAUUUCGUUCAAUGUGAAUAUGUUAUAUAAGAAUGCAUAAUAAAUCGUGCUAUAUAUAUUCAUUAAAAUUAUAUGUAUUCAUUACCUAACAGGUAAUAAAUGCUAAGCGGCCAAGUACAUUGCUAAAAGAGGAAGGUGAACCCUCCACCUCGGCUGAACAAGGUGAAACCUCAACAAUGGCUGAAGUUUAUACUGACAAAGGUGAACCAUCUACUUGAGACGAUGUGCAACUACAAAAGAUGUCCAGAGGGAAAUAAGUCUGGAAAAGUCAACCAUUGAUGCCUGGCACUUUAAGGAUUGUCCUCGUAAUAAAAAAUAAUUACAAAAAAAUUUGACAUUACACUCAUUUGCAAACUACAUACUAGCUGAUUAAAUUAUACAGAUGUAUUAAUUUUUUAUGCAUUGUUCAAAUCCAGAGUGCACCCCCCCCCCCACAGGCACUUGCUCAUUUUAUGUUUCCCAGGGGUGGGUCAUUUGAAAACCAACCUCAACCCAGUGGUGAGGCAUUUGAAAUCAAUUAGGCCAAAAAAUACCAUGGUUUCCUACUAUAUGUUACAAAAACCUAGGAAGAGUAGGUCGGUUUUGAAUUUUUUAAUUUCAUUUUUAUGAGUUUUAUACAUCUAUCACAAACCAGUGAGCUCUAAACACCAGGAACCCUGGUAUUAUUUUUUGGCCUUAUAAAAUUAAUCCAAAUCAGUUUUUGUAUUGAUCUCACUUCAAGUGUUUGCAAAUGGGGGAUAUGCCUCGGACAUCAGUCCCACUUCGGGGAACUUUCCACUUUUUUACCAAUCUUGGAAUUAACCCAUUAAGUCGCAUUGCGCCCUGAUGCACCCUACAUUAUUAUUUUACUCUGUCUAACGCCAGGCGAUUUUACUCAUCAAGGGGAGAGCGCUGGUGCUUAAUGGGUUAACUGGCCUAUCUGCCCAUUUGUCUAUUUAACCCAUUGAGUUGCAUUGCGCCCUGAUGCACCCUACUUUAUUAUUUUACUCUUUCUAAUGCCAGACGAUUUUACUCGUCAAGGGGAGAGUGCUAGCGAUUAAUGGGUUAACAAGAUUUAUUUAAAAUGUCAGAAGCCCUGGGGGUGGGCACUUUUGGAUGCAUAAUAUUAUUAUGAUGAUAUCAUUCCAACUCUUCAUCAUCCUCAAAACCUUUGAAGUCUUUUCCACCAAAAGCUUGUCUUAUGGCAUGAUAACCACAUGCUGGUAAAGGUAUUCUUCUCUUUCCCAAGUAUCCAUAAACCAAUUGUAUAUACUCUCCAUAGGCAACACUUAGGAAAUACCUAUAAUAUAAGAAACUUUUCAUGUAAUAUUUGUAAUAGUUUUAUAUUAAUGAAAUUUUCUGAUUGAUAACAAAUUGUGGGAAUUUAUCAGGGUUAAAAAUGGCUAUAUUAUAUUGUUUAAUAAAUAUAUAUAUAUAUAUAUAUAUAUAUAUAUAUAUAUAUAUAUAUAUAUAUAUAUAUAUAUAUAUAUAUAUAUAUAUAUAUAUAUAUUACAUAUAUGUGUCUUGUCUGUUUUCAUCACCUUCCACGUUAUACUUCCUGCCAUCUAUUUUUCGAAAUUUACGCCCUCCAGAAGCGUUAUGCAAUUUGGCUCAGCACCUACUUCUUGUAAAACUAGUUCAGUCCCUAACGCUUCUAAGCAGCCUUCGAUUUCAUGGCAGCAUUGAGCCUCUCUCAUUUACCAGUAAAUCGACUUUACAUAGUUCGCAUGUACACCUGAAAUAAAAAGAAACACCAUAUAAUAUUCAUUGUGAUUUCUCAAACGAAAAAGGAAAAUAUUUUUACAUGAGUGUCAACACUAGUGUUACCUCCUUCACAAUAAUGGAAGUAAUUAGUAUUCAAGCGAAUGUAUGUAUGAAGUCAUAUCAUCAAUGACAUCACCGGAAAUACUUGCAUAAAAUAUGAAGUAUGAACGUUCAACUAUUCCCGCAUAAAUUAUGAAGUAUGAACGUUCAGCUAUUCCCGCAUAAAUUAUGAAGUAUGAACGUUCAAUUGUAUGUAUCCGGUUUGUAAGCAUUACGUAAUUGUAUUGCACAUAUCUAUAAAAGAAACUGCGCGUUUAUUCACUGUUAUCAUUGCAUACUAAGCCUUUGAAAAUGAAUUUUUCACAAAAUUUUGAGCAAUCGAAUUGGGCCAACAGCGUUCAUGCAGACGAAGUUUCGUCCUCUGAUUAUAAAAGGCUUUUCAGUUUGUUAGAAGCUAUAUAUGCAGAGGCUGUUGCUUGCGAAGUUGGUAAACUUGCUAAAGAGAGAUGUUGUGGUUGUGAGUACGACCAUCCGAGUCAACGCCAGCAUGACUGUCUCAUGUUAUCAGAACAAGAGAGAUGGCAAUCGUAUGGUUUGGAAGCCUUAGAGCGAGUGAUUGUUAAGCGUAUGGUUUGGAGGGAGUUUGUUGAGGCUAUUAAAGUCACGAUGUUACAGUAUCAUAAAGAUGUUCUUGAGCACUUCGACAAUUUAGAGAAAAGUCCUGAUUCAACGUUUGUUUACUCGCUGAUGGAUCUUCGUGAAAACACCGAGGAUAGUGAAUUUGAGUCAAUUUUGAAUUAUCUUUCAUACUGGAAAGAGGACAAAAUUUUAGACGAAAUUUCUAGCUGGAAAGAGGAUUGUCGUGAUGACCCGCUUGAGCCUGGGGCUACGGUCUUUUUUUUCAAUGCCCCCUAGUUUUAAGUAUACUGUGAAAGCGACAGGUGAGCAAUUUAGAAGUCAUGAAGAAGAUCAUUAUAAGGCAUAUGUGGAAUAUUUGAGAAGUAAACUUUGAGAUUCAGUGUAAAUAUGUUAAUAAACGAGUUUCGUUUUAUUCUUUUUUGUAAAAUUGGUGGUUCUUAAAAGAACCGGUGUUUUGUGUUUGUCUUUACUGUUGCAGCCACAUCGCAAAGGCUUCGACUUCGACUUUUGCGCAGUGUUGAUAAGCGUUGCUUUCCAGGUGGUUCCCGCAGGUUUCUAACCAGAUCAGUUGAUCAAAUAGUUUUUCAGCUUUGGGACAAUUAAAGCAUUCCAAAUUUACGGCCGGAAUACGGAGACUCGCCAGCAAGUCCCUUUCGUAAUGUCCGCCUUUGAAGGCAAUUGUAGAGUUUGAAUCUAUCUGUAUUUCACGGUAGAAAUUCUCUACAAUUGCCUGCAAGUCCGAAAUUUGAAAUGCUUUAGUGCCCCGUGGCACUCCAAACGGGAGUUUAUGUAUAUUCUUCUGGACGAAGUUACACGUUCUCUUGUCUUUCUCGUUGAGCUCGUUCCAGUGUAAACCAAUAUCGAAAAAGAACGACGAGGCUUCAGGGUCUCCGACCUUUAUGACUCCCAACUCCUUACAGAAAAAUUUCCUUCCAAUUUGAAAUCCGUCCAUGUCAAGGAUCCCAACGAUGUCUGCUUUACACUGCAUGUUGACUGAUUGAUUGCGAUGUGAAUUAGAUUGUUUGAAACACUAUAAUCUGCGUUCUUGCGUGCGAUAUAACUAUCGCGUGUACAAAAUGUUAAUCCAUGUGUUAAUUUAUGCAUGCAGUCAACCAACGCGGUAGCUUUGGCAACAACAUUUUGCUCUUAAAAUCAGUGCGAUUUAUAUAGGGACACUUCUCAAAGUGUCCCGCAAGCAAGUCCCGGGCGUCCCGUAGAAACGUCCCGUGCGUAUGAGCACAAGCUCAUAACUGCUCAUGAGCACAUGCUCAUCUGCUCAUAAAACUGCAAUACUGCUCAAUAGCAAGACAUUUCUGCACAGUCAGUGCUAACGGAAUGAGCUGCCAAUUUUGCGGAAAGCAAUUUAAUCGUGGUUACAAUCUACGAAGACACGAAAAGGAAUACUGUCCCCUAGGUGCACAAGAAAGAAACAUGUCUCAAACGGACUUGGAUAGCCAGGAAAGGGAUUUUCAAGACGACGUUUCGAUAACUUCAACUGAAGUGUCUGAAAUUUCGACGAUGACUGAUAAUGAGUCAGAAACUGAAGAGGAAAUGGAUCCUUGGAUACCGUUGAUAGAAGAAGCAAAGCAAAUAAGUAAUAUAGCAUUUGAGGAAAUGAAAGAAAGCCUUAUCAACAGUGGUCUAGAUGAACAAUCCGCUAAGGACAAAGCUUACUCUAAUAUUCUUCCUAAACUCCAGAAGGAACUGGAAAAUAUUUAUAUGGAGCGUCUCGUGUGGAUGAAACAGCUAAAGAAAGAUCCAGUUCAUAAGAAGAUUAUGCACACAAAAAAUGCACUUGUGGAAAACGAUGAUUUUGAUCCAGAAGAAGCGUUAGAAGCAGCUGUUGAUAUGAGAAAGUUUCUUAUAAAAAGGCUUUUAAAGGGUCACAAAUUUGAUGAGGAGAAUGAUGAUGAUGAUGAAGAGAAUGAUGAUUAGACUCGAUUAAUAGGAUUGAAGUCAUGUAUUCGAACAGUAUUAGCACGUAAAAACAUACCAGUAUAGACCCAGCAUGUAAAUUGUGAGUCAUUCAAUAAAUUGCUUUUUAAUUACUUGUCUUUUCUUGUCAUUUUUACAUGGGUCAGGCGGGUACAAAUCAAAAUGGCAAAAACAUGCGAAUACGAAAAUGUAUACAUUUGUGUACAUAAAUUUUGCAGUGGCUUCCACGAAAAAUGUACACCCAGUCUUCGGGCCUAAACGGGUCUUAUGAGCAGAUGAGCAUGUGCUCAUGAGCAGUUAUGAGCAGGUGCUCACACGUUCAUGCAGGAUGAGCAUAUGAGCAUGUGCUCAUGAGCAACUAUGAGCAUGUGCUCAUACGCUCAUCGCAUAAGAUUGUAUACCCGACAUGAUUUUGAAAAUCUAACAGCGCAAGAUGCCUUUGCGUCACUCAGAUAAAUACGUCUUUCUUCACUUGAUGGUGAAUGUCUGCCAAAUGAUUUGAUAAUUUGCAAAGGUUUUUCUUUCCGCACAGCAGACAGUCUUUACGCGUUCGCGGCAUCGAGCGAAAUUAUUCCUUUUAUCAAACGGGACGCAGGGACAUUGCUACGGGACGCCCGGGACUUGCUUGCGGGACACUUUGAGUGUGUCCCUAUGUGCGGGACGCACGGGACGUCCUCACGGGACGCAUUUUAACGUGUCCUUGCGUCCCGUAAGACUGUUCUUAUGGCUAGACCCAUAUAGGUUACAUAAAACGAAAUCAAACGCCAUGAACACAUUGUUCUAUUUACCAGUUACAUGAUGUCUUUUCAAUAUAACACUACGCAUCAGUUGCUUCAGUAUCCGACCUUGAAGUCAGCACUGUCUGCUCUUUUGAUUCUGUUAUUGUUGAAGGUAAAUUUUCUGGGAGAACCAACCGCUUUUCAAUGGGUCCAUAAUUCUUAAUUGUCUUGCUAUUGUACCCCAUUUGAAAAUGGCCCUCCAGAUUUAAAUCAUUACGACCAAAGCUAAUGCCAAAUCUGAACAUUUUCUGUCUAUUAUGAUCCUUGUUUCUCUUGACUUUAUCAUCAGUCCUACUAUAGCAAGUGCCCAUGGUUAAAAUAGAUACUGAUACUGCAAGCAACAGCAUGGAAUAAAGAAAAAGCCAACAACACAAUACGUUUUAAAAUUAUAUAUUUCUUAAAUACAUUAUAUGGUUGAAUUGUAUUUUAAUUUACAAACACAGCUAAUGUAGUCCAUGAGAUUGUUUAGAGGAACAGUUCUUUCGAACUCAGAAUAUAUUUGAUGCCAAACAAAACAUGAUAUGUCAAAACGUUUUUCAAAAUAAUCUCUUUGUGUUUCUGAUGGUUCAGGAUACUUUAACAUCUUGCAUGCUUCAACGAUUGCUUGCCACAUCACUUCAUGAUUCAGCAUUGCCAGAGCCUGUUCAGCGUAAUUCAUCCAGCGCUCUUUUUCAUCUAAACAUUCAAUCCGCUGUCCAAACCAGGACCAUUGAUUACCAUCAAUUUCAUCUUGAUUUAUGCGUGUCUCCUCUUCCAGUUUCUGAAUUUGACGGUAUACGAUCUCCGUAAACACGAAAUCAGUAAGUUUUUCAGGAGUGAACAACUCAUAGUCAAUUUCAUCCACAUACAUUUGUCUGAACAAGUGUGCCAUAAUUUUCUUCACGUUUUCUUUUGAGUGACGCAAAGGCAUCUUGCACUGUUAGAUUUUCAAAAUCAUGUCGGGUAUACAAUCUUAUGCGAUGAGCGUAUGAGCACAUGCUCAUAGUUGCUCAUGAGCACAUGCUCACAUGCUCAUCCUGCAUGAACGUGUGAGCACCUGCUCAUAACUGCUCAUGAGCACAUGCUCAUCUGCUCAUAAGACCCGUUUAGUCCCGAAGACUGGGUGUACAUUUUUCGUGGAAGCCACUGCAAAGUUUAUGUACACAAAUGUAUACAUUUUCGUAUUCGCAUGUUUUUUCCAUUUUGAUUUGCACCCGCCUGACCCAUGUAAAAAUGACAAGAAAAGACAAGUAAUUAAAAAGCAAUUUAUUGAAUGACUCACAAUUUACAUGCUGGGUCUAUACUUGUAUGUUUUUACGUGCUAAUACUGUUCGAAUACAUGACUUCAAUCCUAUUAAUCGAGUCUAAUCAUCAUUCUCUUCAUCAUCAUCAUCAUUCUCCUCAUCAAAUUUGUGACCCUUUAAAAGCCUUUUUAUAAGAAACUUUCUCAUAUCAACAGCUGCUUCUAACGCUUCUUCUGGAUCAAAAUCAUCGUUUUCCACAAGUGCAUUUUUUGUGUGCAUAAUCUUCUUAUGAACUGGAUCUUUCUUUAGCUGUUUCAUCCACACGAGACGCUCCAUAUAAAUAUUUUCCAGUUCCUUCUGGAGUUUAGGAAGAAUAUUAGAGUAAGCUUUGUCCUUAGCGGAUUGUUCAUCUAGACCACUGUUGAUAAGGCUUUCUUUCAUUUCCUCAAAUGCUAUAUUACUUAUUUGCUUUGCUUCUUCUAUUAACGGUAUCCAAGGAUCCAUUUCCUCUUCAGUUUCUGACUCAUUAUCAGUCAUCGUCGAAAUUUCAGACACUUCAGUUGAAGUUAUCGAAACGUCGUCUUGAAAAUCCCUUUCCUGGCUAUCCAAGUCCGUUUGAGACAUGUUUCUUUCUUGUGCACCUAGGGGACAGUAUUCCUUUUCGGGUCUUCGUAGAUUGUAACCACGAUUAAAUUGCUUUCCGCAAAAUUGGCAGCUCAUUCCGUUAGCACUGACUGUGCAGAAAUGUCUUGCUAUUGAGCAGUAUUGCAGUUUUAUGAGCAGAUGAGCAUGUGCUCAUGAGCAGUUAUGAGCUUGUGCUCAUACGCACGGGACGUUUCUACGGGACGCCCGGGAUUUGCUUAUGGGACACUUUGAGAAGUGUCCCUAUAUAAAUCGCACUGAUUUUAAGAGCAAAAUGUUGUUGCCAAAGCUACCGCGUUGGUUGACUGCAUGCAUAAAUUAACACAUGGAUUAACAUUUUGUACACACGAUAGUUAUAUCGCACGCAAGAACGCAGAUUAUAGUGUUUCAAACAAUCUAAUUCACAUCACAAUCAAUCAGUCAACAUGCAGUGUAAAGCAGACAUCGUUGGGAUCCUUGACAUGGACGGAUUUCAAAUUGGAAGGAAAUUUUUCUGUAAGGAGUUGGGAGUCAUAAAGGUCGGAGACCCUUGUUACAUGAUAGCAAUUAUUAUGUAUAUAUUUUAUAACAUUUUAUAUUAUACAUUUACAUUUUACUAUAUAUAUUAUAUCAUAGUUUAGUUAUAUUAUAUUUACUUUAAAGAAUUUACCUAUGGGAAAUUGUUUUACGCAUGGGAAUUUCUUUUAACUUAGUCAUGCAUGAGCAAGCAAAUAUUUAGUUACCACAAGUGCGUAAUGGACGGGAACGGUUACCGCAAGAAGAUUGUAAAAAUCUUCCCACGAAAUGACACUGCAAGAAUAAAACGUUCCUCUCUGAACAUAUAUAAGGGAGAGCACAACUCUUAUGCAUUAUUCAUUCAAUAGGCCUCAGCGCCUCAGUUACAUUAUUCAUAGGCCUCAGCGCCUUACGUGAAUAUCAUUUUGGAAAAGCUAUUAUAAAGAAGAUUGUUAAGGAAAGAUUGUUACAAGUUAUAUACGAAAGAGUAUUGAAGUUAAAAAGCGACGUUACGUGAAGAAGACGAAAGAGUUGUGCUCAGUCAGACAGAAAAGAGAUAAGUUGAACUGAUAUAGUUUUAAUUAUAUAGUAAUUGGAUAUAGUAUUAUAAAGACGCUACUUUAAUAUAGCAAGUUAAAGAAAUAAAUAGUUAGAUAAACGUAACUGACUCACACUGAUUCUUUGUUGCGAGAGAAAUCGAACCAAAACGCGGGAAAUAUUAAUAUUAAGGACGACGCUCGUAACAAAAUGGGGGCCCGCCCGGGAAACAACUGAAUCUAAAGAUUGAAUCUGAAUUGAAUUGAGUUCUAUUGAGAGAUAUUAGUAAGAAAUAGAAUUUUAUUAUUGAGAUCGAAUUUCAAGUAAUUGACACAAAAGUCAAAGUUCAAAGCAAAAUUUAAGAAAAUUGGUUUGGAAGAGAAAAAUAAAUUAAAGUCUAAAGUAGCGAAAUUUUACAGUUAUUCAGUGUGAUCCAGUUAUAUUGGGAAUAAUGUCGCACAGGGCGAAAAAACAGAUUUGCACUAGGCUUUGCAACCCGGUGCAAAGGUGCCAUUGCCGUAAUCGCAUCAAAUUUGCAAGGUUGCAAAUAUUUUGGCAAAUUUAGAAACCAAAUUAUGGACGAAAAUACCCACAAAUUCACUUGUGCAAAUGAAAGGUAAUUUGAGCCAAAUUUAUCCUAUACCCAUUCCCUCUCAAAAAAGAGAAUUGUAUUUACCAAUAUGAGGGUAAACAUUUAUUUACCAAUUUGCUUUCCAAAUUUGAACAAUAUUUGCACAAUAGCAAAUUUGAUGCGAUUACGGCAAUGGCACCUUUGCAGGGGGUUGCAAAGUUGGAGCAAAUCUAUUUUUUCGUCCUGUGUCGGAGUUUAAGCCUGAAGAGUUUAUGUUGGAACCUACCGAGGAAAAAUUUGAAAAUCUAAGGAAAGAUGAUCUGAUUGCAUUAAGCAAACAUUUAAACAAGGAGAUUAAAAGUCACAUGCGAAAGCGCGAAAUACAAGAAAUAAUUAUGGAACACUUAGUCCAACAAGAGACAUUCGAACAGUCUGCUUUAGAGAAAUAUAAAAAUACGCAAACUCAGAAUUCAGAAACAAUAAGCGAUAGUCAAGUAACUUUAACCGAGGAAAAUAAUAGGGAUGAGUUAGAAAGAGAGAGGAGACAGUGGCAAAGAGAGCAAGAAGAUAGACAAUGGCAGAGAGAGCAAGAACAGAGAAAGUGGCAAAGAGAGCAAAUGGAAAUGGAAAGAGAAAGAGGGGAGAGAGAGUUUAAAUUAAAACAACAGGAAUUAGAGAUAGAACUAAAAAAGUUAGAAAUACAAGCUCAGGCUGAUAGGUUUUCAGGAACUAGUAAAAGUUCCGUUUUCGAUUUUACAAAACAUAUUAGAAUGGUUCCACCUUUCCAGGAGCGGGAAGUUGACAAGUAUUUUUUACAUUUUGAAAAAGUAGCCAAAAACUGUGCAUGGCCAAAAGAAAAUUGGACUAUGUUGCUUCAAAGCGUGUUGACGGGUAAAGCUCGUAAUGUUUAUUCGGAACUUUCGGCUGAAUUGUCUAGUGAUUAUGACACUGUCAAGGAAUUCAUCCUAAAAGGAUACGAGUUGGUCCCCGAAGCUUAUCGUCAAAAAUUUCGGAACCUUGAGAAAAACAUAAACAAGACUUACGUUCAGUUUGCGCAAGAGAAGGAACAACUUUUUGAUCGCUGGUGUCUUUCGGAAGACAUAAAUAAAGAGUACAAACGUUUACGCGAAUUAAUGCUUCUUGAGGAAUUUAAGAGGUGCAUCAAUAAUGACAUACGUACGUUUAUAAACGAACAGAAGCCAAAAGAUUUGACAGCCGCCGCUCGCUUGGCAGACGAAUAUUCUCUUACACACAAAUUUUCUACCAAUAAAACACAAACUCAGUCUUUUUCUCGCGGCAACAACAAUUCAAAUUCUGAAGGACGACAACCACCUAGGAAUUUUCCUCGCAGUUAUCCGGAAAACUUAAACGGUCUAAAUAACGGUAGAUUUGAGAAACAAAAGUUUCACGAUCAAAAUUUUAAUAACAGACCUCGUUACAUACCACCGCAUCUUAGGCCGCCGGAACAGAAAACACCAUUUAAACCCUUAACCUGUGGGUACUGCCGAGGCGAGGGACACACAAUGACAAAUUGUUUCAAACUGAAAAAUAAAGAAGCAAAAGGACAGCAACAUCCAAAACCGACUGGCUUACUGUCUAACGAUUCAAAUAACAACGACCGGCCAUCUGUUUCUGAUCAAAACCCAUUUGACCACGUUGACCCCAUUAUGAAAGUAUUUCAACCAUUUGUAUUUGACGGCUCAGUUUCUUUUCAGAAUGAUGAAUCGGCGAUUUCACAAAUUAAGAUACUAAGAGACACGGGUGCCUCUCAGUCUUUGGUCUUGACCAACACCCUUCCCUUUUCCAAAGGAUCCUACUCAGGGAAAAAUGCUUUAAUAAAAGGAAUUGAUGCCCAAAAGUAUACGUCAGUUCCAUUGCACAAUAUAAACUUACAGUCGAAAUUAGUUUCAGGGGAAGUCCAAAUAGGCAUUAUAGACUCCCUACCGUUUGACGGAAUUCAUUUAAUACUUGGAAAUGAUCUUGCAGGAAGUAAAGUUAAUGUUGAUCCGAUUUUGAGCGAUAAGCCGAUUAUUUCCCAAAGUCCUGAUCCUAUUGAGGACAUUAUACCAAAUUUAUAUCCAUCGUGUGCCGUUACAAGAGCAAUGGGCAAAAGACAACAAUUAGGUUUAGAGGAUGCGGAUGAGAACAAUAUUUCGGAUACGUUUCUUCCUAAGUUAUUUGAAAAUUCCGAAAACAAUGAAAAAUUUUCAACAUCAAAUCUCAUCACCGAGCAACAAAAUGAUCCUGAUAUUUCAGUAUUGAUUCAAACCGCUCCAGACGAGGCUGACGCAGCAAAGGAUCCCAUUUGUUACUUUAUGAAAAACGGUAUUUUAAUGAGAAAAUGGCGACCUUCCACUGUCCCAGUAAAUGAAGAAUGGCUAGUUCGAUACCAAAUUGUGAUACCUAAAACAUAUCGACCCGAAGUUCUCAGUUUGGCUCAUGAAACACCACUGUCUGGUCAUUUAGGAAUAAAUAAAACGUACCAAAAAAUCAUUACUCAUUUUUACUGGACUGGUAUUCGAAAAGAUGUGGUCGAAUUUUGUAAAACUUGCCACACCUGCCAAGUCGUAGGUAAACCUAACCAGACUAUUCCGAAAGCACCUUUAAAACCGAUACCAGCCUUCGACGAGCCUUUUAGUCGAAUUUUGAUUGAUUGUGUCGGCCCAUUACCAAAAACCAAAAAGGGAAAUCAGUAUUUAUUAACUAUAAUGUGCGCUUCAACCCGUUUUCCGGAAGCUAUACCAUUAAGAAAUAUCAAAACUAAAACAAUUGUUCAAGCAUUGACAAAAUUUUUUACUUUGGUCGGUCUUCCAAAAUCUAUUCAAUCGGAUCAAGGAUCAAAUUUUAUGUCGGGUAUUUUCCAACAAGUAAUGCACGAAUUAAAAAUAAAGCAAUAUAAGUCGACCGCUUACCAUCCCGAGAGCCAAGGUGCACUUGAACGAUUCCACCAAACUCUUAAACGCAUGAUGCGAACCUACUGCCUGGAAACCGAAAAAGACUGGGACGAUGGCGUCCAUUUACUUUUGUUCGCAGCCAGGGAAUCAGUUCAGGAAUCAUUAGGUUUUAGUCCUUUCGAGCUAGUUUUCGGUCACACAGUUAGGGGGCCUCUUAAUCUUUUAAAGGAAAAGUUACUUUCUGCCAGUGGAAAUUCAUUAGACCUUUCACAGUAUGUUUCGGACUUUCGAACAAAAUUGUCUAAAGCAUGCGAAUUAGCCAAAGCAAACCUCCAGUCGGCCCAAAAAUGCAUGAAGAAUCAGUACGACAAAAAUUGUGUCAGUCGUACAUUUCAGCCGGGUGAUAAGGUUCUUGCGUUACUUCCUGUCCCUGGAAAUACACUUCAAGCACGGUAUUUUGGCCCCUACCUCGUAGAAAAGAAAGAGAAUGAUUUAAAUUAUGUCAUAGUUACCCCCGAUAGACGUAAGAAUAAGCAGUUAUGUCAUGUAAAUAUGCUAAAAUCAUAUUAUGAGAGAAAGAAUGGUGUGCAGGUAGUUAACGUCAUAGAUGUAGAAAAUACUAAUAUAGAAGAUACAACCGAACUCUUCAAUCUGUCUGAGUCAACUAAACUCCAUAACUCUGAUGUUCUUCGCAAUAUGGAUACAAAGUUAAGCCACCUAAGUGAAUCUCAACGAAGAGACAUCGAAGUUUUAGUACAGGAAUACCAAUGCUUAUUUCCAGACGUACCCUCCAGGACAGACCAUAUUGCCCACGACGUAGAGAUCAACGAUGCGCCACAUAUCAAACAACACCCAUACCGUCUAAACCCAACGAAGCAAAAACACCUCGAAGCAGAAAUCGAGUACCUCCUCGAGAAUGAUUUCAUCGAACCAAGCCAAAGUAGCUGGAGUUCACCUUGUUUGUUAGUUCCCAAACCUGAUGGUAGUUAUAGGAUGUGCACGGACUAUAGAAAACUUAAUAAUGUGACGAAGGCGGAUACGUAUCCCAUUCCGCGGAUUGAUGAUUGUGUUGACAAAAUUGGAACUGCAAAAUACGUCUCCAAGUUUGAUUUAUUGAAAGGUUUCUGGCAGAUUCCACUUACUGAACGUGCGAAAGAGGUCUCAGCAUUCGUGACUCCGAAAGGUCUCUACCAAUAUAAAGUGAUGCCUUUUGGCAUGCGUAAUUCGCCAGCGACCUUCCAACGGCUGAUAAAUAAUGUUAUCGCGGAGAUCGAAGGUUGCGAAGGUUACAUUGACGACGUAAUAAUAUACAGUGAUACGUGGGAAGAACAUUUGAAGAUUAUGCGGAAAUUCUUUAAACGACUCAGCGACGCGAAGCUAACGAUCAAUUUAUUAAAGAGUGAGUUUGGGUGUGGUCAUGUCACCUACUUAGGACAUAUCGUCGGGCAAGGUCAAGUGAAGCCUGUCGAAGCAAAGGUCGAAGCCAUCUCGAUGUUUCCUCAACCGGCGUCGAAAAAACACGUGAUGCGUUUUCUCGGUAUGGCAGGUUAUUACCCGAAGUUCUGCCCAAAUUUUUCUGCUAUCACGGAGCCUUUAACUCGGUUGCUGCAAAAGAACGCCAAGUUUUAUUGGACUGAACAAUGCCAGUUUGCUUUUGAGCAACUCAAGGUAAUGUUGCAACGUGUUCCUGUUUUGUCUGCACCUGACUUCACACGCCCAUUCAAGUUAGCUGUUGAUGCAAGUGAUGUUGCAGCUGGUGGUGUAUUACUCCAAGAAGACCAAGAUGGAAUUGACCAUCCGGUAUGUUAUUUUUCAAGAAAAUUCAAUAAAAGUCAGAAAAAUUAUUCCACCAUUGAAAAAGAAUGUCUUGCCCUUAUUCUCGCCCUGCAACACUUUAAUGUUUAUGUUUCCUCCCCCGAAGUUCCCCUCAUCGUGUACACUGACCACAAUCUCCUUGUGUUCCUCCACAAGUUAAAGGAUAAGAAUCAACGUUUGUUGCGAUGGAGCUUGAUUCUUUCUGAGUACAAUAUGGUCAUAAACCAUAUCAAAGGACGAGAUAACUUGAUCGCGGACUGUCUCUCAAGACCAUGAACAUAUUCCAUGAGAAAUUGAAAGAAAGUCUAUCAACUUUCUUUUCUUCAAGGAGGGUGUUACAUGAUAGCAAUUAUCAUGUAUAUAUUUUAUAACAUUUUAUAUUAUACAUUUACAUUUUACUAUAUAUAUUAUAUCAUAGUUUAGUUAUAUUAUAUUUACUCUAAAGAAUUUACCUAUGGGAAAUUGUUUUACGCAUGGGAAUUUCUUUUAACUUAGUCAUGCAUGAGCAAGCAAAUAUUUAGUUACCACAAGUGCGUAAUGGACGGGAACGGUUACCGCAAGAAGAUUGUAAAAAUCUUCCCACGAAAUGACACUGCAAGAAUAAAACGUUCCUCUCUGAACAUAUAUAAGGGAGAGCACAACUCUUAUGCAUUAUUCAUUCAAUAGGCCUCAGCGCCUCAGUUACAUUAUUCAUAGGCCUUAGCGCCUUACGUGAAUAUCAUUUUGGAAAAGCUAUUAUAAAGAAGAUUGUUAAGGAAAGAUUGUUACAAGUUAUAUACGAAAGAGUAUUGAAGUUAAAAAGCGACGUUACGUGAAGAAGACGAAAGAGUUGUGCUCAGUCAGACAGAAAAGAGAUAAGUUGAACUGAUAUAGUUUUAAUUAUAUAGUAAUUGGAUAUAGUAUUAUAAAGACGCUACUUUAAUAUAGCAAGUUAAAGAAAUAAAUAGUUAGAUAAACGUAACUGACUCACACUGAUUCUUUGUUGCGAGAGAAAUCGAACCAAAACGCGGGAAAUAUUAAUAUUAAGGACCACGCUCGUAACAACCCUGAAGCCUCGUCGUUCUUUUUCGAUAUUGGUUUACACUGGAACAAGCUCAACGAGAAAGACAAGAGAAUGUGUAACUUCGUCCAGAAGAAUAUACAUAAACUCCCGUUUGGAGUGCCACGGGGCACUAAAGCAUUUCAAAUUUCGGACUUGCAGGCAAUUGUAGAGAAUUUCUACCGUGAAAUACAGAUAGAUUCAAACUCUACAAUUGCCUUCAAAGGCGGACAUUAUGAAAGGGACUUGCUGGCGAGUCUCCGUAUUCCGGCCGUAAAUUUGGAAUGCUUUAAUUGUCCCAAAGCUGAAAAACUAUUUGAUCAACUGAUCUGGUUAGAAACCUGCGGGAACCACCUGGAAAGCAACGCUUAUCAACACUGCCCAAAAGUCGAAGUCGAAGCCUUUGCGAUGUGGCUGCAACAGUAAAGACAAACACAAAACACCGGUUCUUUUAAGAACCCUAAAUUUUAUAAAAAGAAUAAAAACGAAACUCGUUUAUUAACAUAUUUACACUGAAUCUCUAAGUUUACUUCUCAAAUAUUCCACAUAUGCCUUAUAAUGAUCCUCUUCAUGACUUCUAAAUUGCUCGCCUGUCGCUUUCACAGUAUACUUAAAACUAGGGGGCAUCGAAAAAAAGACCGGAGCCCCAGGUUCAAGCGGGUCAUCACGACAAUCCUCUUUCCAGCUAGAAAUUUCGUCUAAAAGUUUAUCCUCUCUCCAGUAUGAAAGAUAGUUCAAAAUUGACUCAAAUUCACUAUCCUCGGUGUUUUCACGAAGAUCCAUCAGCGAGUAAACAAACGUUGAAUCAGGACUUUUCUCCAAAUUGUCAAAGUGCUCUCGAACAUCUUUAUGAUACUGUAACUUCAUCACUCAAAUAGCCCCAACAAACUCCCUCCAAACCAUACGCUUAACAAUCACUCGCUCUAUGGCUUCCAAACCAUACGAUUGCCAUCUCUCUUGUUCUGAUAACAUGAGACAGUCAUGCUGGCGCUGACUCGGAUGGUCGUACUCACAACCACAACAUCUCUCUUUAGCAAGUUUACCAACUUCGUAAGCAACAGCCUCUGCAUAUAUAGCCUCUAACAAACUAAAAAACCUUUUAUAGUCCGAGGACGAAACUUCGUCUGCAUGAACACUGUUGGCCCAAUUCGAUUGCUCAAAAUUUUGUAAAAAAUUCAUUUUCAAAGGCUUAGUAUGCAAUGAUGUCAGUGAAUAAACGCGCAGUCUCUUUUAUAGACGUGUGCAAUACAAUGAAUUAAUGCUUACAAUUAAACCGGAUACAUACCGUUGAACGUUCAUACUUUAUAAUUUACGCGGGAAUAGCUGAACGUUCAUACUUAUAAUAAAUUAUGCGGCAAUAGUUGAACGUUCAUACUUGAUAAUUUAUGCGGGUAUUUUCGGUAAUGUCAUUGAUGAUAUGACGUCAUACAUACAUUCGCUUGAAUACUAAUUACUCCCGUACCCAUAUGGGGGGGGGGGGGUUACCUACUCCUGGUUUACUUCAUAAGAUUUAUUCACCACAAACUUGUUUCGUAUGACAAGCAAUGCUUGCCACACUCAUCAGGUGAAUUUAAAUGUUGCGCUAUGUUGUUGCCAAGGUUAUAUAUACUAUAUACAUGUUUGACGUAAACGGAAUGUUCAAGUAUUAAAUUACGUAUAGAUUAUAUAUAUAUAUAUAUAUGUAUAUAUAUAUAUAUAUAUAUAUAUAUACAGAUUAUAUUAAGUAAUUUAUAUUGCUGAGUGUGGCAAGCAUUGCUUGUCAUACGAAACAAGUUUGUAGUGAAUAAAUCUUAUGAACCAACAAUAAGAUGAUGGAUGUGGGACACAUAAAUUAUAUAUACGACAAGAAUGCCAUUCAACCUAAUACACUGUAAAAACUGAUUGAUCGAAAUGACAAAAAAAAUUGGUCACCUGGAUCCAUCUGAGAGAACCAUUUGAAAAUGGUCGUUUUAACCAAUAAAAUUAGCCAUUAAUUAAUGGAUCAUUUCAACCAAAAAUAUUUGGUUAUAUUAACCAAUUAUUAUUGGUUGAAAUGACCAAUUAAUUAAUUGUUAAUUUUAUUGGUUAAAACGAGCGUUUUUAAUUGAUUCUCUGACAUAGAUCCAGGUGCCCAAUUUUUUUUGUCAUUUUGACCAAUUUUUUUUGUCAUUUCGACCAAUUAGUUGUCACAACCUAUUCACUGCAUUAAAAUGUAGAAAAUUUUAAGCCAUACAUCACUGAACAUAUAUACAUGGAAUUUAAUAAAAAAUAUAUCAAUACAAUAUAUAAUAAGACGAUUAAAUAAGCUACAGCUACCGGUACCUGUAUUAUAUAAUGCAUGCAAUCAUUGAGAAAUUGUAGACAAAAUGAUUCCUACAUAUUGGAGUAAGAAAAGGACUUAACUAACCUUAGAAAUCAAUGUGUUUCUUAGAACUAUGUGAGAGCAAUUACAAAGAAAUACAAUUACUUUGCCAAGUGGUUAUAUUACUACCUGAAAAAAAACAGGUAGAAACCACAGGGGGUCCAACUAACAGCUGUGUUAUGAAUAAAACAUAUUAAUUAAACGUAAUAUGAAUAAAACAUCAUAACGUAAUAUUGCACUUACUUGUAUAAAUCAUAAGAGCUUGUAUUUUAAUACAGUGAAUAGCUUCAAAAACUUGCUUCGUUCCAAAGACUUCAAAUAUGGCGAAUAAAUUGACAAAACGAUAAUAUUACAUGACGUUCCAACGAAAAUAACAGAAAGGAUUGCGGGCGCGAGCGGAAAGGCGAGGAAAGAAAUAAAUAGAAGGAUGAAACAAAUAUCACGUGACUUUUUAAAAUGCUUCUAGACUAUCCGUUUAAGCUUUUUGUGGGGUUUUUAAGGCUCAGUCGAUGUUCUCUUACAUGAACAAGCCUAGUCAUUACCAAAAAAGCACUGAUCAAUCUAAUUUAUGUGAUUUAUAACAGCGAGCAUUCUUGGCCAUUAUCGCGAGAUGUGUUCCAUAAGUAGCCUGUUCUCGUGACGUAUGACGAAAUAAUAAUAAAACUAAAUAAUGUAAAAAAAAACGUUGGUCGCUACAUUUAAACAUUUCAUAUUAGCCGGUAUAGCUAAACAUUGUUUAUUUUCAUUAAUUAAGCGCGUAGGCGUUGUUGGAGUUGGCAGGAGGCGUUUUGGAAUUUUCCGAGAGAACAGGCUACUUAUGGAACACAUCACACGAUCGCAUUACCGGUGUUUCAUCCCUUCUAUUAAUAUAUAUUACCCUCGCCUUCCGCUCGCGCCCGCAAUCCUUUCUGUUAUUUUCGUUGGAACGUCAUGUAAUAUUAUCGUUUUGUCAAUUUAUUCGCCAUAUUUGAAGUCUUUGGAACGAAGCAAGUUUUUGAAGCUAUUCACUGUAUUAAAAUGCAAGCUCUUAUGAUUUAUACAAGUAAGUGCAAUAUUACGUUAUGAUGUUUUAUUCAUAUUACGUUUAAUUAAUAUGUUUUAUUCAUAACACAGCUGUUAGUUGGACCCCCUGUGUAGAAACUCGACGUUUCGGGCGAAGGGCUUUCGCUCAAAACGUUAAGUUCUGCUUGUUUUUUCAGGUAGUAAUAUAAUCACUGAGCACUGGUGGCAAUUUCACAUUGGUACUACCCACACAUGGUACUGGUACAGACAGUUUUUAAUAAAUUACAAGCCUGCCGACAUGUAUUGAACAUGCAGCUCUGCAAUUUUAUCUUAGCUAGCCCUCUGACUUAAGGAGUCAUUUUGCCAAGAUGUAACCAUAACUUGCUGUAUAUAUACAAUGGUGGUGUCAUUGGUAGUAUAUUAAAUAAACUGGGAUGACACUGGUAUUCUAUACAUGAACUCUUGGUUAGCUUGAUGGACUCUCGGGGCUUGAACUCUCAGGGCUUGAUGGACUCUCGGCUGUUAGGGAACUGUUCAGAACCACAGGGCAGCAGGUUCCAUUCCCGGCACAAUACAUAUUAGAUACACUGAAUAUUAGUUAUUGUUCAAAAUUUCCAUCUACAGAAAUUAGGUUUUAACCCAUUGAAUGGCAGGACUCUCUCCUUCAUGAGUAAAAUUGAUGGAUUAGACAGAAAAAUAAUACGAUAGAGCAAAUUAGCGCAUAAAAGGUUAACAUUCUCUUCAAUUUAGAAUAUUUACAGGUAUAAUAUACCUGUACUGCAUGUAGUGUCACUGCUCAAUCAUACAUAUCAUACAAGUCCAUUAGUUAAAACUUAAAAGUACAAGCUUCAUACCACAAGUCAGCAACCCCAUUCCUUGUGUGGUUUGUUAAUCCAUUAACAUACUCUCCAGCAAAAGAAUAACAUUUUCCAAAUAGAGCAUGAAGUACUUAGAAUGCCAUUAAUGAAUAUAUAUAUUGCCACUUGUUUAGACAACUUGCCUUCUCCUGGGAAGCUUUUAUUAAUUAAUAACUUUUCAUUCAGCAUCAGGAUAUAUAAUGAAUCCAUAUUAAGUACAAUCUCUAUUAAGAAAACUGUGUAAAAUUUAUUAAGGUUGAUAUAUAAUGGUAGCAAAUUAUGAUUGAUUGACAAUGAAUUUCCUAUUUUAGGUUAGUAAUAAAUAUACAAAGCAAGAAAUACAAAAUUCAACUGCUUUUAUUGUUUAAUGUAAGCAUACAAUUGACGUAACAUCUAAAUCUUGGAAUAUAACUAUUCUGGUAAAGGGUGUUUAAAAUACUGGGGCAUAAUAACUGUUUUUUCCAAUAUUCCUAAUUGAAAAAUAUCUAUAUAAUCCAGCCAGGUAGAUUUAGUGGCUGUUUAUAUAAGGUGAUGGUGGCACCUGUGUACCUGAGCUUGUGGGGCGCAUUGCAGCUCAAUGGAUUACAUUUCGAAACUGUCUGCAAAAGUACACUGUUAAUUUCGGGGAGUUAAUUUAACUCCGGUGGAGUUAUACUGUACCUCAAUGAACUCCAAAUGUGGACUAAAAUUAGGUUCAAAAUAAUACCACUGGAGUUAAAUUAACUCCCCGAAAUGUACAGUGUAUGAUGUCGGUUUACUUUAUUGGAAAAUGUGCUUCUAUGAUACAACUCAGUCUGGGUGAUUUGUUUUGGCAAGCCUGUCCAUCUAAAGAGGCUCAUGUAAACAGGCAUUCAUUCAGCCAAAGCGAGCUAUAGCCAGGAUAGUUACCUAGGCUGGCUUGCCUCUAAAUAAGCAGCCCCAUACACAUGUUUUAGGCUGACUGAUAGAAGGGUUACCAUUAUGAUAGGAAGUACAUGGCAUACAAUGGGUAAUAUUGGGAAAUGCUGUCUACAUGCUAUUAAUGUGAAUAUGGUGGCACCACAGUGUGGGUAGCACCAAUGUGAAAAGGCUGUGCCGAGUGGUUAUAUUACUACCUUAAAAAGCAAGCAAAAUCUCGACGUUUCGAAUGAAAGCCCUUCGUCAUGAGUUUAUGCAUUCGUCAUAGUGUAUAUGCAUUUCAAACAAAUCACACAUAUAUAAAAGUAUACAUGUCAACUUAGCAAAUACUUAACAGAAAAUACAAUAUACAUGUAUAUUAUUAUUAAUUUUUUGCCCACAAAAUACAUACAAGUAGUAAAAAAAUAAUUACAGUAGAAUAAUGGGCUAGGGACCUUUGGAAACCCUGUUGGACUUCUAUAGUAAGGUCCCUACUAACUUUAGUAUUCUAGUGAUAAAAGACUAUGAAAGAAGAAAUUAUAUACAAGCAGAAACUCAUAUUUACAACAAAUUGAAAGAUGAAAAAAUACUAAGAAAUAAAAUAGUAGAUUGCUAUCAUUAGUGUUCCCAAGGUUAUUGCUAAGGUUUUUAUAAUUUAUUUACAUUAAUUAGAUAAUAAGUAAAGGGAUUUUGCUUUUCUCUUAAAAGAAAAAUAAGUUUUAGUAUUUUUAAUUUCGUCAUCAAGAAAAUUCCAUAAAGAAAUUCCUUUGUUAAAUACAUUAUAUAUACGGUAGUUUGUUUAUUUAUAACUCACAUGUAACUUGGUAGAAUUUCGUGUAUUAUAGUUGUGUACAUCGAUAUUUUAUUUGAAGUAAUCAUUAUAAACGUCCGGCAAAUUUUGACAAUAGUAGCGACAAUACAUGAAUAAACUACAUAAAUAAUCAUUGAUUUGGUAGAUGUUCAAGACUUUCAAAUCCAAACAUAGUGGUUUUGAAUGUUCCAUAUAGGAUUUAAGAGAGGCUGUCUGUAAAUAUCGCCUAUGUCGUGCAGAAUGUGAAUAUCAAAAUCGCUCAAACUUAGUUUUAAAUAUGUCAAUGAUCUUCCAAACUGUUUGGAAAAUUCACAUGCCGCAAUGUAUGCUGAUGACACAAAUAUAACUGUUGGUUGAGAUGGUCUUAAUAAUUUGGAAAAAACCCUCAAUCAUGAAAUGAGCAAUAUUCAUCAAUGGCUCGUCUCAAACAAAUUAACAUUAAACGUAGAAAAAACAAAUUAACAUUAAACGUAGAAAAAACAGAGUAUAUGGUCAUUGGAACUCACAAAAGAUUGAGUAGAUUUUUGCAAGAUAUCACAGUGUCCAUUGAUGGCAAAGUAAUUAAACAAGUAAACUCAAAGAAAACUUUGGGCGUUAUAAUUGAUGAAAAUUUAUGCUGGGACAAGCAAAUUGAGAACAUCAGUAAAAAAGUUUCAAAAGGCAUUGGCAUGUUACGCCGAAUUAAACCACUUGUUUCAAUUGGAACUCUUACCUAUCUCUAUCAAGCUUUGGUUCAACCAAGUUUUGAUUACUGUUCAAUGGUUUGAGGUAACUGUGGCAGAACCUUAAAAGGGAUGUUACAGAGACUCCAAAACCGAGCGGCAAGGGUUAUUUCAGGCGACUCAUGAAGUACGCUCCCUUGACAUUUUGAGCAAACUGAACUGGAAAACGUUAGAUGAAAGGCGAAAUGAGCAGCAAUUAAAAUGUGUAUCUAAGGCUCUUGCAUGCCAAUGCCCUGAAAACAUUUCGAACAUGUUUAUAAUGUCCAAUUCUAAACGAUACGACUUAAGAAGCAACAAUAGCAAGCUUGUACUAGCGAAAUCAAAAACUAAUUCUUUGAAAAGAACAUUCAGAUAUGCUGCUGCUAAAGUCUGGAACCAAAGUGUCAGUUAAUAUAGUAUAGUAACUGCAUUUUUUACACUUUUUGGGAGGGCUUCAUUAGGGGGAGGAGGGGUAGUCAGUUAAAUAAAUAUAGUAACUGUAUCUUUUACACUUUUUGAGAGGGGUUCUCUGGGGGAAGGAGGGGGCGUUGUAGUUUGUGUUCAUCACGGCCUAAUGAAAAGCAACCUUUCGAUUUGUAAAUAUUUUAAUACUGGUUGAUUAGUCACCGUGUUUAAAGAUGUUUUUAAUAAAUAUAAAUAAUAAAGUCAUUAGCGCACUGCAGCCGUUUGACUUCAAAAAAGCUGAAGAACGACACGAACUUCAGUUAAUGUACAGUUAUUCUCACAUUACUUUGCUAUCUAUUUAGCUAACAAGAUUAUAUUUAAAUUAUAAUCGGCUAUUUUUCAAGGCAAUUAAUUCAUUUUGCUGCUUUGCGUAAACAGCCGUUUUGGAGCAAUUCGACCUUUCCAUUACUCGCUCAAACUCCUGAAAUUUUGUAUGGCCCAAAAAUGUUAUUUCAUUUAUCGAAAGAUCAGUCCUUGCUGAAAACAUUGGUAUAAUGUUCAUGUUCUCAUUCGAGGUAUCAGUGGCGAUAUAUGGAUUUUAAUCGGACAUAGUGUAUAAUUGCGUAAAACAAGCGACAAGUUGAAAAAUCGAUAAAAUAUUCAAAUCUAGAUCAAAUUCGACUUUGAUGGCUUCUACUUGUACGUUAGUGCUUGUGUUUUAUGAAAACUAAGUUUAAAUGUGCAGUACUUUUGAUUUACCAGCGUAAACAAGCUCAAUCUGAAGUAGUUUGUAUAUCGCCCUGAAAAUAGGCCCAUCUGCCGUGAGAACACAAAUAUCGACUUCUCGUUAAAAAUAUUUUUCGAAUCAGAGUUAAACACAUUUUUAUCUUAUCAGGUCCAACUAACUUACAUUUUGACAAAGUUUGAGCAAUUUUGAUUUUCACGUUCUGCACGACAUAGGUGAUAUUUACAGACAGCCUCUCUUAAAACUAAUUAGUCAAACAAUUUUCUUUUGCACAUUCAGUAACUUUUGAAGCCUGGUUUGGGUAUUUCCCCAAACUAGAUUUCCGUACGUGAGGUAUGGAUAGACUAAAGCAUAAUAUACCAAUUUCAAACUGUUUUUGUUAGUAAAAUGUCUUAAUUUUGCAAUCAAACCCGCGGAUUUUAUUACAUUUUUCUGAACUGAGCUAAUGUGGUUCUUUCAUGAAAAAUGGUGGUCAAUUAAUACGCCCAAAAACUUUACAUAAGAUGCUUGUUUAAUAAUAUUAUUAUUUAUUUUGAGAGUAUAAUUUCUUGAUUCAAUGAUAUAUUUCUUGAUUUAAAAAUGAUAAAUUUUGUUUUGGAUGGGUUGAUUGAUAAUUUAUUGGCAUUUAGCCAUGCCACUAUUUUAUUCAUUUCAUUUUGUAUAAUGUCAGCUAAUGUUUUUAAACAUGAAUUUGAACAAAGAACAUUUGUAUCAUCAGCAUAUAAAACAAAAGAAAGGAUGUUACUACAAUUUUCAAUAUCGUUUAUGUAUAUUAGAAAUAAGAGUGGUCCAACUACUGAACCCUGUGGAACUCCAGUCGUAACAUUCAUUUCAUUUGACCUAUGUUGCUUAUAUUUGACAAUUUGGCUUCUUUCCUGUAAAUAAUUUGUAAACCACUGUAGACAUAUUCCUCUAAUUCCGUAGUGUUCAAGUUUUUUAUUAGAAAUUCGUGAUUCACUGUGUCAAAGGCUUUAGAAAAAUCAAGGAAAAUACCUAGUAUUGCAUAUAUACCUUCGUCCAUUGCUUUCAAAAUCUUAUCGGUUAGCUCAAGAAUGGCAUGUUCAGUUGAUUUAUUCCUUCUAAAACCAAAUUGAUGUUCCAAAAGUAUUUUAUGUUUCUCAGCAUAGUUAUAUAGUCGUUUGUACAUAAGUUUUUCAAGUAAUUUAGAAAAACAAGUUAAAACCGAUAUAGGUCUAUAAUUUUCAAAAAGAUUAUUUCCAUUAGCUUUAUAAAUAUCACAGGACGAAAAGCGCACCUUUAAUAUGCUAUUAAAGUAGGAUUAAUGGUGUAUUUUAUUCGUGUUUAGUCGCACUUAAUGCGUUUUAUUAAAGAGAUUAAAGGUGCGUUUUAACACCUUUAGUUCGUUGCAUUAAGUGUAUUAACGACCACAUUAAUACGCAGAGAUUAAAGUUCAAUAAAGGAUACUAAGUGUGCAUUUAAUUCGGCCGAUUAAAGACCGAUAAAAUGCGGUUAAAGAUGUAUUUAUUCGCCUUUAAUAUUGGUAGAAUUGUUGAUUAAAGACAACUUUAAUCAUACAAAAAUGUGUUGCUUAUGGGUUAUUAAAGGUAAAUUUAAUCAGUUGAUUAAAGACCGCUUAAAGCGAUAUAAAGAAUGAAUUAAUCACAUUUCAUACAUUGAUUAAACUUUGUGUAAGUGCCAUUUUAGUUCUAUUUAGUCGCUCUAUUAUAUUUGCAAUAAGUUGCAUCGCUUGUGACGUUGGGCUUUUUAUUGCGCUUUUUAAAUUGAAAAUCUCGAAUUUGUGUCAUAUUUUCUGACAAUACAGUAUUAUUUAUGGAUCAUGAUUACAAAAACCCUGUCUUGCUUGCAUGACUCAAGGUACAUGCUUCGGUAAUUAUUAUAAGAACAUGUAAAAAUCAGAGUAAUCAUUUGUAAUGAUGAAAUGCAACAUUAACUCAAAUAUACAACACGCGUUCAUCUUUAAAAUAAAUUUAUUAUAACAUAUACAUAUACUACACCCGUUCAUGUAUGAAAAUGAAACUAAAAUUAUAUAUCGAACUGAACAUUUAUAAUAAGCCCAGACUAAUCCUUUCUCGCAUAGCGUUCGCACGUACGAUAUUGUCAUCCGUUUACAAGGAAAUAUAGAAAACACUAUACGAAAACGGAUUUGUGCGGACAAAGAUCCAGUAUAAAAACGGAACCUAAAAUUAUCACGUUUUGAGAUUGGCUUUGUAAGAUAAAAGUGACUAAUGUUUGUGACUCGUUCUUUAGAAAAUUCUUUUCAACUGGCAAAAAUUGUUGCCAAUUUAUGUACAAUACACUGUAAAUUUCAAGGAGUCUGUAUAAUAACUGUAAAAUGUUAUUCUGUAGUCGUUUUAGACCUUUUUGGUUACAAAAUAAAACAUUUUGAGUUGCUUGAACUCCUUGAAAUUUACAGUGUACACAGCUAAAUUCACUUAUAUUGCCCUGGAAACGGUAAAAGGCAAUUAAGACUAAAACAUGCAGAGCGGGCAAAGCCAAGCGAAUGAUGCAAAUCCUUAAAUUUUUAGCGCUGCAUGGUCCUGACUGGUAGCUGUUUCAUAAUGUAUUUCAAGUAAAUAACGAGCUCAUUCCCUCUAUAAAGUGGCGGAUUUGUGUCAACAUCUGCGACUUGCGCUGGUCCAUUUUCAACCUCAUAUGUGCCCAAUCUGCAUGGACAGUUGGCCGUGUUCGCUGGUUUGCCAGGUUCGAUGGUUCCCCUUGCUAUUAUGAGUCAUGACUCUCCUUGAUAGUCCAGGCAGAAAAUCCUAGUGAUUCUUUAUCGAUUCUUCUUUGCUUUCCCAGGCAAACUUUCGCACGUUGUACUGUUUCACCCUAUAAGUUUCUUCGUCCAUCUAGCUCACUUUUGUCGGAUGACAUGUACUCCAUCGUCGGAAGCCAUCUGCCACCUUUGACACUCUUUCCUGGCUCCAGUUAACUUUAUUAAGAUGUUUGAAUGUUCUUGCCAGUUUCUAAAAAUGAACACAGAUAAUAUUAGCAACAUUAUAUUGUAUGCAUGGUAACAGCUAAUUGAAAAAAGGUUAUCUUCGAAAACCUUAAACUCUGGGUUUAGGGCUUUUGAUUUGGCAAAUAAUCCUAUAGUCUGCUGCUAUAGUUGUACAUUAUACUGCUUAUGAUCUAUCUAUCUUGUCAUAGUUACAAUACAAAAUCCGCAAGUUUUAGGCCUAAGGCUAAGCAAGAUAGGCCGGUAAGCAAGAUCUCGCUCACACUGUGUAGUUAUUUUUAUAGUAAAAAUUGCUGCGCAUUUAUAUAGACAAGCGGGCUGCCAGAGGCGAGAGAGGCGAGAUCUCGCUUACUGGGAUGGAAAUUUAUGCAUCUAAACACUCACGAGCGGGGUAUAGGCCGUUUUCCAGGAUGAAAGUUCAAAUAUACCGCCGCAAGCUAUUUCUAACUUACUGUCAAAACCAUAAAAUAUAUCAAACAGAAUAACAAAAUUGUUCCCGGCAAGCGGGAUGAAUUUUUCUCAUAUAAACACAAGAGAAAUUCAUCCCGCAUCUCGUACUGUCUGCAGGACAGUCUGGCUUCUAUAUAUGCAUGAACAGGAUACGAAGGCAUUACCGUAUUGAGGCACUCGAAUGUAUGAAAUUAAUACUGGCAAUUUUAAGAAGCAGGUAAUAAUCAGUUGCAUAUAAUAUAAUAUAAUUUAAAGACUAAUUCGGUGAAUCCAUUGUGCUGUAUUUAGCUAAAAAAUACUGGACUGACUGGACUAUACAGUGAUAUAUGUAUAUGUCAUUGAUUUUCAAAAUGAUUUCAAAUUUGGAGCCAAUAUUUCAAAUAAACUGUAUUUAUAUAACGGUCAAAUGGACAAAGUUUUUUUUAUAUCCAUAUACUGUACGAAGCAAUGAUGCAUUGUCUGACAAUUGUAAACGGAAAUAUACACUGUAUAAAUAAACGUUUCACAUGUACUUACAUUGCAAGCCUUGCCUUUGGGCACUCUCUGUAUAUUUUUCCCGUUUGUCUGAGUGUCUGACUCGUCUCUCAGAAUAAGAUCGAGUGAUGAUAUCCAUCUUCUCGUUGAAAUUCUUCAGCGCGUUCUCAUUCCCUAUUUCCCUGUACUUGUAUUGGCUAUUAUUUUGUUCUCUAAGGAGCUUGUUUUCCUCUACGAUAUUUUGCAACAACAAAACAUACUGGUCCAGUCAUAUCAAAAUUACAGCUAGCAAGUAUCGAACUGUGACUGUGACAGCUAUAAAGGCCAGACGUUUAUUGUAAAAGCAACGGGAAUUGGACUUCGAACUAUUGUUCACAGUCGGAAUCUUUCGUAGUAUCAGAUUUCUUCUCUACACUAGGGAGGUCACCCACGUACAAAUCAAAUCAGCCUUCGUCCAAAAAGCAACGAGCAAAGUAAAAUUGGGCUUGUUAACAUAUAAUUGAGUAAUUCGCAAAUUGAUUCCAUCCAUAGUUCUUCUAUAAUCGUAAACGGCUUAUGUUUACACCGUCAGAUCGAGGUUUUAUUACACAGCCUACAGGGGAUCUGUUACCCGACCGGGAAAAGUUUAAAAUAGCGCGCGCGGGAAUAUAGCAUUCAAAUUAUACCUACAUAGAACCUCGCAGCGACAGUUUAAUACAACAACCUUCAAUUCUGUAAAGCUUUUGGUGGUAUACCUUGCGCAAAGCCGGUUGAAAUGGCGCAUUUUAACCAGCAUUCCCACACAGCGAGUGGCGCACUUGCUACCAGUGGAAUGCGCAAUCUUCUGGAAGCUAUAAUCCCAGUGCCUCCAUAAGCUGAACAGAAUUGUCAAUUGUCUACCUACAAAAUAGCGACGUCUCAAUACCGAAUUACACCGAGGAACGACGUCUUAAACGCAACAGACGUAAUGAAAGUUUGUGCCGAGAAAGAGUUUGGAAAUGCCAAACAAAGGCGUCUCACGAAUAAAAUAAAGAGUCAGAUUGAGAACGAGACCAAGGCCGUAUAUCUCAGCAACGAUCGAGGGCAGUGUAUUAUGACCUAUUAGGGACCGGUCAUUAUUUAUGGAAGGGGGGGGGGGAGAAAAAAUAAGGGGGGGCCAUAUGUAGAAAUAAAUGACAAGAAGGGGGGGCUAUUAAAUUUUUUCAAGAAAAUGACGGGGGGGGGGGGUUGCAAUUAAAUUUGAAGAAAUUUGCUUAAUAACCUGGUAUCCAUUUGGUUGUAAAUGUUGCAACUAAAUCAUGGUCACUGAUGUGAAAUAGUCUGGAUUCAUCUUGUCUUGUGUGUGCUGUAUGCAAAUCAGAUUUAUGGUUUGCAGACUAGUUAAAUUGACAAUGUAUUAUUACAUCAGCUCUUGAUGUGGUUAAAUACAUUUAAAUUAAGCAAGGUUAACGGCGGAUGUAUUAUGCAGGCCACAUCCGCUGAGGGGAGUCUGUGACGUCAUAUCGAUCAAAGGGGGUUGUUUCAUGCCUUGUGAUCAGUGCUUCGGUCUGGGUAUUCAUUCUGCCAUUGUAUGCUUUGCCUAGCUGCAGCAAGUUAAAGUUUUGCGCUUCGAUAUCUUUUCACCCACCCACCCACCCACCCAUGUUCAUUCUAAAGGAUUUUAUCUGGUAGCUAGUAUAUGUCAUUUUAUUUUAUAUAAUUUUUAAUCUCACAUAAAAUAGGAUGUAUAGACCACUAUACAUUGUAUUUCGCAGGUAUGCCUUGGCAGAAUUGUCAUUGCUAAACUAUCUCUUUUUGCUGCUAAUAUUACUGAUUGUUGCUCUCAUUGUUGCUGCGCAGCUGCUAUGGCAAUACUUCGUACCAUCAAGUCUAGUUGCAGCCUUAAACAUGGUUACAAUCGCCCAGACCAAAUGGAAACCUGAUUUUAGUGUUAUAUAUAAAAAUACUCCUCUUUUAAUUAUAAUUUUCUGCUAAUAUAUUUUUGGUCGACGUUAAUAUCUUGCCAGUUCCAUAUUCUUAUUUAAUAAUUAACACUAUAACGCCUGGGUAUCCCCAUUUGACGAGUAAAAGAGAAAUGGGGGGGGGGGUCAAAGAAAAAUAUUCAAAUAUGCAGGGGGGUCAUCAUUAAAUUUCUGCUCUUUUAGGGGGGGGCUUUCAAUUUUAAAAAUUUAGAAAAGAAAAAAUUCCCCUCCCCCCCCUUCCAUAAAUAAUGACCGGUCCCUUAUUUUAUUGGAGAAAGUGGAAAUACGAAAGAUCCUUGUGUAAAACGACUAGCUGUGUGUAAGUACAUGUAGAAAUUGUAUGUUGUUCAUAUACAAAAUAAAGAAAUUUGUCUAUCUAAAAAAUGAUAUACUCAGCUUCUGUUUUAGGUAUUUUGCCUUUGGCGAUAAAAUUAUAUUUGUAUAUUUAUAUAUGUCAAUAGAAUCAACUGUCCAAGCGAAUUGCGCUGUCUAUAUAAGCGCCUAAAUUCAGGUGAUAUAACGUAUAGCAUUUCAUGUUUAUACUGUAAUAUUCAGCAUUAUCUAAUUCUGUUGAAUUAUCGACAGUGUGUGUUAAGUUUUGUCUUUAUUUAAGAUAAAACUAAACGUGAUUAAAUGUUAUUUCUGCCUUUAGUCAACAUUUAAUCUGCGCAUUAAAGGUAAUUAAAGUAUGUGCGGUUUAAUGUUGGUUUUAACUCGCUUUAAUAUCCUCACAUCCUCACUAAAUGCAAGCUGAUUAAUGACACGCUUUUCGUCCUGUGUCUGUGCAAAUAAACUAUCUUUAAAUCUCGUUAAAACUGAGUACAUACUAAUUGGAUCACGGCAUAAUAUUAAUAAUAUAUUGGCUACCCCAAAGGUAUUUAUUGGUGACAUACCAAUUAAAAGGGUAAGAGAAACAAAGGCACUUGGAGUCUAUAUUGAUGAAUUUCUAUCAUAGGAAAAGCAUAUUGAUAAAAUUGCCAAAAAAGUCUCAUCCGGAAUUGGGGCAAUCAGAAAGUUAAAAUCACGUGUAGACCGUUAUACAUUAAUUUGUGCCUAUAAUGCACUUGUUUUGCCUCACCUUGAUUACUGUUGCGAAGUUUGGGACACCAUUGGUACUACACUUUCUGAUCGUCUACAGUAAUUACAAAAUAUAGGGCUGCUAGAGCUAUCGUGGGUCGUAAAAAUGAACAUGCUCAAUCUGAACUUGCUCUACAUGAAUUAAACUGGAAGCCUCUGAGCGAACGCAGAAGUGCAGAACCCAGUUUGAGGCAAGUCUUAUGUAUAAAAUUACUCAUGAUCUAGCGCCCUUACGACUUACUGAUAUUUUUUAAAAAGACGUCUUCCUCCCAGCAUUAUAAUUUGCGGGGCUCUUCCACUAAACUCCAUUUGCCCAAGCCUAAGACUGAAUAUUCGAAAUAUUCGAACCGCUAUUGUUUUAGUAUCAAAUACGCAUGCCCAAGGGUGGCACGUGCCCUCCCCCCCUCCCGGCCGAUACUCCUAUGGGGAACCAUUUGAGCAAACAUUGAAAAUCGCGAAUACUUCCGCAACAAUGUUUCUUGCGUUUUGAAAAGGCUUUAGCGAAAUAGUUAAUUUGUUCUUUGAUCGUGUGAAUUGUAUGUAUAAAUAAAAUACCGUUUUAACGUUUAAUUCUUACUUAUUAACAUCCUAAUAAACAUUUGAUGAAACACUUUUUCUCCGUUUGAAGACGUUGGUAACCGUAAGCCAAUAUAAAAUACCGAAACAUUAAUACUGUAAGACAAAUAAUAUGACAAAUUUGCGCAACAAUGUUUCCCAGUUUGUCCCGGGCAUUAAGGGAUAUUUAUAUAAACUCCCAGGAAAACCUCUGAUUGAAUCUUUAAUGAAUCAUCAUGGGCGUCUGAGCGGCUCUAAAAGUGGGCGGGCACACUUCGCCCUAACGCACACUUUGCCCUAGCGCACACUUAGUGACAUUCUAGGGGAUCUGGGGGCAUGCUCCUUUGAAAAAUUUUGAAACUAGCGAGUCUCUGAAAUGCCAUUUCCUGCACUUUAGAAGGAGAUUUACACAGUUCUAAAAGUAACAAAAUGUCAUAAAAUAUCCCAAAUUGUUUUGUCUAUACGUGUAACUGAAAUAAUAUCAAUAAAAAGUGGGAGGGGGGCAAAGACAUUUAGGCCCCCCAAACUAAAAAGUGGGGGAGUGCUGGGAUCCCCUUCUGACGCCUCUGUGUAUUAUCAGGCUAUUGCAAGAUAUGUUUAGCGCUUCUUAAAUUGUGCGUUCCAUCCAUCGCAUAAGUAUAUUCUAUGGAUACCAAUCUUAGAUUUGGACCAACUUUUCCAUUCGUUCCCACCAUCUUUUCCAACCAUCUGUUCCAACCAACGAAGCCGGACUGCACCAGUAAAGGACUUUUAUCUGUGAAAGAAACAUGUCCCGGGCAUCAACUCGAAAUUCAACAUAAAAAAGAUAAAUUGGGAGGAAAUAUAAGAUCCAUAAUUUCAUCAUAACUAUCUAUAAUUUAAAGACAUAUUUUCAUCCUUGAGCCCAGAUUUUCAUCAGUGCAAUAAAAUCCCACUUAUUGGAUCCUGGCCUAGGGUCUACCCGCCUACUCUCAAAACGAGAUUGCAUGUAUUCUACAAUAAACUGUUCUGGCUUUUGUCUGGUAAAGUUCUACUUCUCGUAUUUUAACUAUUACAAAUAUUAUAUUGUGACAUAGGUUGGUAUUUAACCACUAUCUAGAAUGGCGAGGAACGAUUCAACCUGUUUUUUCGUGCUCACACUUGUUGACUUUUUCUUAUAGAUUUGCUGCUUGCAAAUGCGUUUCAUCUCGUCUGCCAGGGUGCGUUUAGCUUCUCAACCAUGACCAAAUACUGCACUGCACUGCACUGCUCUGCACUGCACUGCACUGCACUGCACUGCACUGCACAGAGUAAGUGCAUUACCAUCAUUGUUCUUCAAAUAUGCCAUCAAAUCCAGUGUCAUAGCCAUCAAGUUCGAAUAAUAGGCCUUCAUCAUCUGAGAAAUCGUUCUCGUCUGUAUUUGGGUGGGGAGAAUUUGUGCAAUCGCAACCGGAACAAAGACCAUUACACUUCUAUUCUCGGGUUUUUGACGGGCACAAUGUCUCGGUGAAUAUCCAGACUUACAACCACAGUAACGUUUUCCAAAUUUCCAUCAGGAGUUGCCGGCAUCCAUCUGAUAUUGACUUGCUUUUCGUUUACUUCCCAACCAAACUCGCUGAUUGAACACCAUGCCAUGCACGAAUGACGUUCUUUUACUUACAUACAAAUCGUACAUCAUAUCAAUGCCGCAUAUGGAAAGGUGCACUCCAAACAGUUAUGUCACCACCUUAAAUCAGCGAGUUUGGUCGGGAAGUAAACGAAGAACAAGUCAAUAUCAGAUAGAUGACCAUGCCAGCAGCUCCCUAAACGCAAUUUUCCAUUGCGGUCGCUUUGCCCGCGUGGGUGGGUGGAGCGACCAAUUUUAAUCACGUGAAAAAUCAGUCGCGCGGGCACGUCAAGAAAGAUAAAUGGAGUUCUACUUUCAUGGCGUGUCCACGAGCAUUCAAACGGACAAAAAAUGCACAGGAUAGACAACUACAGAGAAAGUUGAGUAAUGUUCGCUCCGCCCGCAAAGCGACUGCAAUGGAAAAUUGUCUUAUUAGUUUGCCCGACCGCUUUGCUUACACAGUACACAUAUACAACUUUGCUCGACAUAGCACGCAUGAAUCCCUAGGGGGUCUGUGUGCAUAGUCCCCCAGAAAAUGAAACUUGAAGCGUGGAAGUGCAAUUUCCUGCAUUCUGAGCAUCCAAAUUUGCUCUAAAAUUUAUGCUAACUAUAUAACUAACUUCAUAAUCUUUGUCAUAAACCAUCAUCAUUCAUCUACAGAGCCAGGUGUUCUUUUUAUAUGGCAAGGUAUAUUAAAAGCAAUUAAUAUUGGCAUUAUUAUAUUUAAUUAUUCAUUGUAGACCGCGUUCUUAUCAACUUUUCCCGACGAUAAAAUUGGGGCACGUGCCCUCCCCCCCUCCCGGCCGAUACUCCUAUGGGGAACCAUUUGAGCAAACAUUGAAAAUCGCGAAUACUUCCGCAACAAUGUUUCUUGCGUUUUGAAAAGGCUUUAGCGAAAUAGUUAAUUUGUUCUUUGAUCGUGUGAAUUGUAUGUAUAUUUAAAUAAUCUCCAUCCUGUUUGAUACACAAAUUUGUAUUGAAUUAGGAUGUUUAAUUAGUGGAAUUAAACGGUAUUUUGAAACAAUAGCCACAGAAUUGAAGUGAUUUAGCAUAUGAGCAAGCAAAAUGUACAAUGCAUUUUUAACAAUAUUUAAUGCGUGUGUAUUUAUUCGUUAAUAUCACAAGGUUUGACCUUUAUUCCGUGAUUUCAUUUUGUUGUUUUUACGGGUGAAAUCGGGGAAAACCCACAGGGAAAAUCAAUUUUUCGCGUCUGCUCGUGCGCAGUGCGAGUUUGACUGACUUGCGCAUGCGUAUUUCCUAUCCAAACAAUGGCGGUUCGAAUAUUUCGAAGCGGGAAAAUAGCAAACUUUAUAGGGAUUAUUUUCGCAAUUGUGCACCUGUUUCGCUUGGGGAGCAACGGAUUCUGAUAAAGUAAGUUUUUAUCUAUUGAUUCAUGUCAAAAUUAUGUAGUUCCACGAGGGGUGCAACGGAAUUAUUAUUAUUAUUAUUAAAAAUUUUAUUAUACAACGGUUAUCCUUCAACAGGCCUAGGUUAUUGUUUUCAAGGAGCCGUUCACACUAUAUUAAUCUAUAUUUACAAAUGGAAGCAAUACAUAAUAAUUACAUAAUGUCAAAAUUAUAAGAUAUCACACAUUAAUUAUAAAAGAUAUAAAACCAUCCAAAACUGACUGACCUUAGUUACUUUUACAUUUAAUGUUUAAUACGAUCAAGCGUAGUCUUAAAUUGCCUAAUUGUGGCAUAACUUGUUUUUACACAUCUCGGUAAAUUAUUCCAUGUUUUAGCACUAUUUUAGCUAACGCUUUCUUUCAUGAAAUUUGCUUUAGGCUUUUGUAGAGUAAACUCGUUUCCGUUGCUACGUAAAUUAUAAUUAAUGUUAUUUUUAAUUUCAAACAAGUUCAUCAAGUUCUCUGGUAAUUCAUUUCUCUUCGCUUUGUACAUAACUACUAAACUAUUUUUUCCCAAUGAUCAACUAGGGGUUUCCAAUCCAGUUCCCUCAAAAUUUCGUUUGAUGGUGUCUCGUAUGAUCUGCCAGUUAUGACCCUUGCUGCCCUGAUUUGCAUUUUCUGCAACUUACUGAUCAGCUGAUCACUACAGUUACUCCAUACAAGGCUGCAAUAGUCAAAAUAUGGUAAUACUAACGCAUUGUACACCUUAAUCAAAGUUGUUUUGGGGACACAGUUCUUUAGUCGUCGUAGCAUACCUAUACCAUUUGAUACUUUGCCUGAAAUAGCUUCAUUUGAUUUUUCCAAAGUAGAUGCUCAUCAAAAAUUAUGCCCAAUGAUUUUGCGUGCUUAACCCGCUUAAUUUUUGUAUCACCAAAUUCUAAGAUUGGGUCAGUUUCAACAGUCGAUAAUCUCUGGUGUGAACCAAUUAACAUAUAUUCUGUUUUAUUUUUAUUUAAUGUCAACUUAUUGGCCAACAACCAGUUGUGCAUAAGCUCUAGGUCAAAAUUUAAUCGCCGUUGUAGUUCUUCUUUAUUUGAACUUGCAGUGGUUAGAUUCGUGUCGUCGGCAAACAUAUUCGCUUUAGUAUAUUUUAAACAAUUUGACAAGUCGUUAAUAUAAAGAAGGAAUAGCAGAGGACCCAGGUUAGACCCCUGGGGUACUCCCAGUUGUAAAUCACCUUUUUCAAAUUUUAAAGAAAGUAUGAGAAAUCCUGAAGUACAGGGUAAGUUUGUUUUUGCUGUUUAUGUAUGACUUUGCUGUCCAGUUUUCGCCUGAGGGCCGUGAACAUGUACAGCUUUCCCUUUCAGUCUAGGUGAAAGUUUCUUUGAAUUAAAUUAACUUGUUUCUAUUUUUUAUAAAAACACAAAUCACUUUCAAGAGCGACAUGUAUGAUUUAAAUUUAUUUCAUUUCAAAGUAUAAGUAAUAAGUUAAGACUUUAUCGACAAAUGGCAGUUAAUUUCUAUGAAAACGUUUUACGAAGCGUUUCGUGUUGACUUUUACAUAUCAUUAUAAUAAAGGCAAUAGAAAGCAAAAUAACGUACCUACUUUAUGUAUUUUAGAAAUCGAUCGUUCUACGGUUAAAAGUGUAAAACACUAAUUUAUUUUUCCCGUUUUGUACAAAAAAAAAAGAAAACAAUUAUCGUGUUGCCAUGGCUCACGGAACGCAAGCCUGCGUUCCGUGUCGGAGUAGUUCAGAUACUUCAUGUUGAAACAAUUUUUGGAAAAUGUGGACGAGAGCUUGUUGCAUGCAUUUAUUUCAAGUUUAUAUUACUAGGUUACCUAAAAUGUAGUAAAUGCUGCCUUUAAGAAGCAUACGCCAUGAACGUUUUAAAAUACUGUUUGUAGUGAUUGCAAAUCAAAGAUGUGUUAUCGCAUAUACGAAAUAUACAUAUACAAAAUUUGAAGCGUAGCCUAUAAAACUGCGAAACGUAUUAAAAUACUAUCUAAAAUAUAGCGAAAUAUAGCAGAUUAGACUUAAUAUGAAAUCCGAUAGUAUUUGUCGUUUGUAUUUGUACGCGCACUAUAAAAACAGCGAUUAAUUCAACAGAUUCCACUUGAUAUAUUCUUGCUUAUGCUUUAGUGAAUAUUACUUCCAUAAACACAAAGGCCUGUUUAAUACACUUGCAAUUUUCACUGCGAUUUCUACAACGAUUUUUGAAAUCUCCAAUGUAUAUACACACCCUGCGAUUUUGACUGCAACUUUGGUGCGACAAUACUGCAAUUUGCAGGGAUUUUUCAUUUUACUGGCUUGUAAACUGACUUAAAUUUUCAAUACGUCACUCAAGUUUACAAGCAAUACAAAGAUUUUGUUCUAAUUAGGUUGUUUACGGCUGUUUUCUGACAAGUGAUUGGCUGUAGAAAAAAAUUCCCCGACUGUUCGUCACCUGUUAGUGACGUUAGUGAUUUUAAUAUGAGUUAUGUCAUGCAAAAUGGGUCUGAAACUUUCUGUAUUGAACUACCACUCGCUCACAAAUUAAUUAACUGCAUUUAUAAUUCUAUUGUAGAUUUAUACCUGUGCAAUAUUGCUUUUAAAAACAGCGUGAAAGUGAAGAAUUGUAAAUAUUUAAUAGCACUGUAAUUCAAAUAGCCGCCCUGAUAGCCGCGCGUAGCAUGUUGGUAAAAUGACUUUCAACCAACAUGCUUUGCGGCUUUAGAAAGAUUGAGAUUUUGAGUAGCUGUACGAUUUUAGUCUGCUGCCUUGCUCGCUCGCUUAAUGCUCGCUCGCUGCGGCAGCAAUAAUUGCGAUAAAUGACGCUCGCGCGAAUUCAAUGUUGUGGUCUGAGCCCUGUAUGCACGCAACUAUAACUGGAUAUCCAAAAUUGGAUAUUCUGUUUUUCCAGAGUCACGCCCAUGCAGCAUUCAACCUGGCAUACACUUUGUGCACAAUUGACCAAAUCAUAAAAAAACUUAACCGCAAUAAUUGUGGUUUCUUGAUACAUUCACUAGCUAAGUUAAAUUUCAAAUACUAUGCCAAAAACACAAAAAAUUUGCUGAAAUACGUCAACUUUCAACUAUUUCAUCUUUCAUCAUCCUUGUCUUAUCUGAAGCGCUUCAAAUGCAAUAAGUAUUCUUUUUGAAACAAACUAAAUUAAUUGCAUGGAGGCGAACAUCAGGUGACUUGGCACAUAUCUCUGGUUAUAUUUGUUUUCGUCUAAGUUAGUAAAUUCUAAGGGUUAAUUGUUUACUCAAUAUUAACUUGUAUGUUGUUUACAAGGUAAUAACAAGGAUUUUACAAGGAUUGGUAAAGUUCAAUAUAUACUGGGUGUAUGCUGCAUAAAACAUUAUAUUUGCGAGAUUGUAUUUACAAAAUUUAAAUGAUUAAUUGAUAUAUUCAGCAAUUUAAGAUUUGUUUAGAUAUAGGUUAAAAUAUAAAAACUGGAAGUUUAGACAAAAUUGUUUAUUGCUACCAACGACAAUUGUCAAAUAAUGUAAUGGCUUCACAUAUGAACAAUUGUGCUAUAUCUGUUCGUUUUUAUUGUAAUCAUUGGGAAAUAUCGUGCCUAUCUCAAUGGGUAGGAGUGUUCUUUGGGUUCUGGCAACAGUUCGUUUAGUUUAUUAUUUUCGUCCUGGCCAAUUGAUUGAUAUAAUUUAUAAAAGAGUUCUUGUCUGCGUUCUGCAGACAAGUUAUUAGGUUUAACUUUCCAGGCUUGUUUCAUACCAUGUCUGCAGAGGUACGAAUAUUUUGACAGCUAUUUUUUGUAUUUGUUCAAUCUGAUAAGACAAUUUUGCGGUUAGAGAGAAGUGCCAAACCUCACAUGCAUAUUCUAGAAUGGAGCGGACGAGUGAACACUAAAUAUACGUGUUACAUUAGUGUUUGAGACGCCUGACCGAUUUAUUAUUCUGAUAGCGUACACUCUUUCAAACGUAAUUGACAUGUUGGUCCCACGUCAGAUUUGACGAAAUCAUCAGGCCGAGAUGUUUAGUAAACCUGACACAUAUCAUUAUCCUUCAAACAAACAUAUAGGCACAACAGUGAUUCCUACUACAAGCAGUAUAACACCGACCACAACAGUGAUUCCUACCACAAGUAGUUCAACAUCAACCACAACAGAAUUCCCACCACAAGUAGUACAACAUCGACCACAAUAGUGAUUCCUAUACAAGUAGUAUAACGUCGACCACAACAGUGAUUCCCACCACAAGUAGUAUAACAUCGACCACAACAGUAAUUCCUACCACAAGUAGUAUAACAUCGACCACAACAGAAAUUCCCACCGCAAGUAGUUCAACAUCAACCACAACAGAAAUUCCCACCACAAGUAGUAUAACAUCGACCACAACAGAAAUUCCCACCACAAGUAGUUCAACAUCAACCACAACAGAAAUUCCCACCACAAGUAGUAUAACAUCGACCACAACAGGGAUUCCUGCCACAAGUAGUACAACAUCGACCACAACAGUAAUUCCUACCACAAGUAGUACAACAUCGACCACAACAGUAAUUCCUACCACAAGUAGUAUAACAUCGACCACAACAGAAAUUCCCACCGCAAGUAGUUCAACAUCAACCACAACAGAAAUUCCCACCACAAGUAGUAUAACAUCGACCACAACAGAAAUUCCCACCGCAAGUAGUUCAACAUCAACCACAACAGAAAUUCCCCACAAGUAGUAUAACAUCGACCACAACAGAAAUUCCCACCACAAGUAGUUCAACAUCAACCACAACAGAAAUUCCCACCACAAGUGGUAUAACAUCGACCACAACAGAUGAUUCCUGCCACAAGUAGUAUAACAUCGACCACAACAUUGGUUCUUACCACAAGUAGUACAACAUCGACCACAACAGUGAUUCCUGCCACAAGUAGUACAACAUCGACCACAACAGUGAUUCCUACCACAAGUAGUACAACAUCGACCACAACAGAAAUUCCCACCACAAGUAGUAUAACAUCGACCACAACAGAAAUUCCCACCACAAGUAGUUCAACAUCAACCACAACAGAAAUUCCCACCACAAGUAGUAUAACAUCGACCACAACAGUGAUUCUUACCACAAGUAUUAUAACAUCGACCACAACAGUAAUUCCUACCACAAGUAGUACAACAUCGACCGCAACAGUAAUUCCUACCACAAGUAGUAUAACACCAACCACAACAGUGAUUCCUACCACAAGUAGUACAACAUCAACCACAACAGUGAUUCCUACCACAGAUAGUAUAACACCGACCACAACAGUGAUUCUUACAACAAGUACUACAACAUCGACCACAACAAUAAUUCCUACCACAAGUAGUACAACAUCGACCACAACAGUGAUUCCUACCACAAGUGGAAUAACAACCACGACAGUGAUUCCUGCCACAGAUAGUAUAACACCGACCACAACAGUGAUUCCUACCACAGGUAGCACAGCACCGUCUACAACAGAUAUUAGCACUACAGUUGAAACAACACCGUCCACACCAGGUAAAUGUUCUUUUGGUAUUUAUUUUUUUAUCUGUAACCUUUCACGCGUUUCAAAUCGUCUUUGCAUUUUGAUUUGCAAAACCAGAAAAACAAAUUUUGGAAACACAAAAAAAGUUUUAUUUGAAUUAGCUGAGUUAUGCUUGCAGAAAACAGCGGUUCCUCAAAUUGGAAAUAUUGUAAAUAUAACCCGAUAAAUUUUUACAGUACAGGUGUACUAGAAAAAAUGCAUAAUUGUAAUUUUCACUGGACUGAAAUCGCCACAAAAUUUCUGAAAAAUUGAUGGGAAUAUUGAUAUGUUAGAUUGCGUUGAUAUUACGUUUUACACCACAUUAAAAGGGGCUGACACGGAAAACUGAAAAUUUUAAACACAAUUUGAAUUCGGCGAAUGCAUGCUUGGCAAACGUUUUACCAUGUAACAAAGUUUCAGACAAUUUGACGUAAUCAAAAUUAAAUUUUCAUAUUAGUUUUAGAUGUAUUAGUUUUAGGUCAUGUGUUGUCCAGCUAUCACGUACUUACACGCACAGUUACUUAAACUGAGAAAUUCUCAUAAAUAUGUUCGGGAUUGAUAUGACUAUGACGUAAUGCAUUUGAGAGUGAAAUUUCUAUUGGUGUGUGUGUUUGUUUGUCUGCCUCCUAGGUAUCUUGAAAAUUAUCCAAUGAAUUAAUACCAAAAUUUAAGACACUACAGCAUAUUGCCCAUUGUACAGAUUGAUUAACUGCGGGAUAAGUUUGGAUGAACAUUGCAGAGAUAUUAAAGCUAACUUUGGCCUACUUUCCUGGGCAGAGUAAACGGUUUCCGUAAUUAUCCCAUUGUAUUAUUUAUGCGUGAUAUAUAACGUAAUUUGCUGGCGGAAACUAUGAAUCGAAAUCUCUUCGAAUUGAGAUUUCUGAGUCCCCUUCUAGUUUACAUGAAUUUUUGCAUUUUUAAUUUUAAUCUAAUUUAUAGUUCCUCUAUGUUCCCCUGAUCCAUGCAUGAAUGGUGGAAAUUGUUCGGAUAGUGGAAUAUCAUUCUCUUGUUCAUGCCCGGAUCGAUAUACCGGUGACCGCUGCCAAAUUGAUGGUAAAUAUGUCAUUUCAAAAACAUAUACUAGAUGUGUGUUUUUCUCUUUUGCAUUUUUAUUCUGGGUUUUAGUUUUCGUUGUUCACACCAUACUACAAUAAGCUAAAAGACUGCAGCAUUUUCAUGUAGUUUGGCUGUGAUUCGCAGUUUAAAAAACACCUUAAAAGUGGCUUGCAACCAAAAAUGUGAGUUUUUAAGCGGAAUUUGAAUCGACACGGGCAAGUUGGAAAAGUGUUUUAUGAUCUAACGAAGUGUCAGACAAUUUAGCGUCUAUUAAGUCAACCUUAUCCAUGAUUAAAUUUAUGGAUGAUUGAUUUCUCGCAUACUUUCUAAAAGAAGAUAGAGAUCCUUUUAAACGUGUUUGUUUUGUUUUGUGGCUGUCAGACACUUAACUGCUUUAAGCUGAUUGGUGGGCUUUAGAUCCCAUUAAUUGUCUUUCCACCAGUCAGAUCAGAUUGUUAGAGAUUCUUUCACUGCUAUCUGGGGUUAAUAAUUGCACUGAAAUUAACCAACAUCCGUUGAUAGCAUUUCACUGUAUAAAAGUUAUAAUGUAUAUAUUUUCUGUCAUCUCUGGCUGUACCUAAUCCUAUAGGGUUGAAAGUACAAGCACGUAAUAGAUGGUCAAUAUUGGUGGGGUAUUAAAAAUGAUUGAAACUAUAAAAGAUCAUCUAAAGUUACAAUUAUAGGUUUCAAUGUGGCAAGGCUUAAGAUGGAAUAAAAUAAUGCUUUCAGGGUUGUUAUGAUACCUUUAUAAUAUGAGUGUGAUAUGACACGUAAUUGGCUAAUGCGCGUGCAUUAUAAAACCAUAAUGUACUGUAUUGGUUUUUCAGUUUUCCCCGCUUUGACUCUGGUUUCUUGGGAAAACCAAAGUGAACAGAAUUGAGUGCCGUACAUUAUAGAUCUAAAUUUUAUUAGAAAGUGAGGGACCGAAAAUGAAGUGCAAAAGCAGCCAACAAGAUAUAGCGGGACAAGAAAGGCAAAGGAAUUUUCACGGCUGUUUUUGAGUCUGAAUUGAACAAGCCGAGAAUAACUUCAGGGAUAAAAAAUAAGAAAAAGCUACAAAAGCAGAAAGCAAUGUCUUCAGCGAAACACGAAAAAUAUAAUGAUAAUUUCAGCAAACAAAAACAAAAAAAAUGAACGAAAAAAUUGGGCUUCACUGCUUUCGUGCCAAAAUCCGGCUUGGAAAAUGCAGCAAAAUAACAGCAGAUUUGUCUUUUUAGCAUGGUGGGUUAUUUUUGUCAUUUUCGAACAUUUCUCACCCAGUUUAUUAAGAUUAAUUUCCAUAAUUUAUUCGAAUUUUUCCAUCGUCCGCCUGAAUGUUCAAGCUUGUUGCUAAGUGAUGAGUAAAAACAUGCAUGUGACAUCACUUGAUUACAUUGUUAGAAAAAUGCAUUUAAAGAGGCACUAUCAUUAAAAUUUUUUUCAUAAGCCAGAAAUAUAACGUACUGUAUGCUUGAUAUUCUUACCAAAUUUCAAGGCAAAAUUCGUUCAUUCGUUCGUAAUAUACUCUUACUCAUCCAAAAUAUCGAAAUUGAAAUUCGUCCAAAAUUCAAUUCGUAGGGUUAGCAUUGUAAAAGUUUUUGGGAAAGAUGUAUAUUCAAGGGGCCCUUCAAACUAUUUCAACAGGGGGCCCAUAACUGAAGAUUUACGCCACUGGUCAGAAACUUCAGAAGGUGAACAUUUGCAUGGGAGCAAAGCGAGCUGUGAUGAAGAAACGUACGAUGACUCACCACAUUCAAGUGAAAAUAGUGAUGAAAAGAAGAAAUCAAACCUAGAAUUGUUAAUAUUUGUUGGCAAUAAAUGGCUACUUGUUUGUUAUUGAAAACAUGACCUUUGGCAGACUUUGGGUCAAAAAUAAUCCUUGACCUUGUUUUUACAAAUUUACUUUUGAAGUUGAAAAGGAUAAUUUUCAUCACUCGUUCAAAGUAUUAGUUAGUACUUUAGCAUCACUUUAUACUUCUUUAAUAUACAUCACAGGCACAGCAACUUGAUAGUUUUUCACGCACACAAAACACAAGCAGCGAUGGAAGGAAAACCUUUAAUAGCGUACAGCUUACCAAUCAAAAUACGAAGAAAAAUACAAACAAAUGCCUUGUAAUUUAUAGCUAUAAAUAAUGUUUCAAUGCAUGUGUGUCUAAUAACUGUCUAUCGGUCUAUUUCUGUUUGUUUAACGACUGUAAAUUGAACUGAUAUGCACUCAGGGAAUUUUAUAGUGCAAGUAAAUAUCCUACGACUCUAUGCGCGUUUUUGCUUGCCGUAAGAUUCAGUGACUCAUUGUAGGCCGGCUAGUAUUGUAUAGCAAACUAUAUACAGAAAACAGUAUAAAAAGGUCACACGCGAGGGGGAUAAAUAUAAUAGUUGAUUUUACAACUCGCAUUUGAAAAGUAAAUGUGUAAUUUUCAACUAAAUUGCGCUCAUUGCCAUUGGCAUUCAGUAUAUUAAAGGUCUAUAAAAAUAUGGAAAACAAAUAUUGAACCGGCUGAUUUGAAGCAUUAAUUUAGCAUAGUAUCAAUUCUGUGAUUCGGUCCCGAGACAUUAUUCAAUUUGUUCUAUUUAUACAUAUUAUACGAUUCAAUACGAUUUAUUAAUUGUUAUAUAGGCUACAAUAAUCUUUCGUAUAAUAUUAGUACCUCGAUAUAUACAUAGGCGUACGGGGCCGCUAAAUUUUGGGGGGGCGGUAGCUUUUUUGCCCAAAAAUUCCACAUUGCCCAAAAAAUGUCAAUAUAUUUAUACAACUAAUUAAAUAGACAAUUCUACUGUUCUAAAAUAUAUAUUGCGCUCGCUCACGAUCAACGAAUGUCGCGAACGAUGAAUACUUCAAAAAAAGUAGCUGUUUCUUCCCUUUCUGCUGCCAAAUAUGUCAAUAAUGCGGUCAAUCUCAUUAUUCAUCACAGCGUUUGCAUAGGCCCUCUCUAUGUUAAUCAGUGCGAUGCUGUUCACCCGCGUUUGACUCAUCGUAUUGCGGAGGUAUGUUUUCAAUCGGCGAAGGGCACUGAAUGAACGUUCUGCGGAACAUGAUGUGGCUGGUAUGACUGAAAGUAUUAUCAUUACUUGAGUAAACUGUGGAAGCAUUUCAAAUAAGUGGUUCUCUUGCAUGAAUCCAAGAACUUUUGAAAGUUUCUUUCCUUCGGGUAAUCCACGCUUAAGACAAAACGUGGUGAACAUUUUCUGUUCUACCUGUAGAAUCUCUUCAUCCAUACCAUAAAAUUCAGCAACUGUGGUGAAGCUCUCCACUUUGGGGGUUUCACUUUGGCAGACAUCACCAAGGGCGUAAAGUAUUUGCUGAUCAUUUCCGCUGAAUCGCGCACUUCAAGCUCGGAAAGUAUUUUGUCGAUAGACAGGUAAUAUGUGUUGAUUCUGUGAUGAGAUUCUGGUGUCACCUGAAUGCGAUCUCCGGGUGAUUCACCCACAAGGGCCUGUAGGCGUCGCGAUGUCUUAUGGCGUGGUACUGUUGCCUCUCGUACCUUAAAUAACGAAUUUCCCAACCAAGACUUCAUCUUUACACCCAUUAAUGAUGCCAUUUGCAAAACAAGGUCAAAAUUUUGCUCACUUCUGCAACGACGUAGUGUCUCUAUGGUCGUGCUGGAUAUUCUUCGCGCUGACAGAACAUCAACUUCUUUUCCUUGAAGAUACUGACUCAAACUAUUUGUAUUUCUUAGAAUUAUUCUGAGCACACAUAAACCAAAUAUGAAAUCCAUGUCGCACAAAGAUGUUAAUAAUGAUCUGCUGUCCCUGUAAGUCUUAGGAUCUUUAUCUGAAGACAAUUUGAGAAGCGUUUUAACAAUUCUCUCCAUUUGGUUAUAGACAGCUUUUACCGCUUCCCAGUGACAGGACCAUCGCGUAACACUUAAUGAUUUUAGUGUUUGUUUGUACUUUUCAUCCUCAACUUCAAUGUCACUAAAUAACGCGUGACGCUUAGGGCUUCCUUCAAUGAAAUUGUGGAUGGCCUGGAUGUUGCCCAAGGCAUUACGCAAUGGCUCCACUUCUGUCAUGGUAUCCUGAAGGGCUAGGUUGAGAAGAUGUCCGUAACAAUCGACGUAUAUGCUCUGAGGGGAGCAUUCUUUCAUUCUAGUCGAGAGUCCUUUAUGAAUACCAUUCAUAUUUGCAGCACCGUCAAAUGCUUUACCAACUAUAUUCUUCAAAUCUAAGUUAAGUUUGGUAAUAGUGUCUUUCACAAGUUCAUAUAAAACCUCGCCUUCAGUUGACUUGGUCGCAUAGAAUCCCAUGAAUGCUCCUUCUUUAUUCCAUUUAUGCAAUAACUCAGACAGAGUGAAACUUGCUCAAUUUUGCUGAUGUCCGACGUUUCAUCUAUAAUGAUACUAUACCAUCCACUAGAUUUAACGUCGUUGACAAUGCGCUCUUUCACAAGAUCAGCAGUAAUUUCGAGUAAUUCAUUUUGUAUGGCGGGCGAUGUCCACUGCGCAUGUUUUUUAAGCUGUUGAUCUAGUUUAGAACCAAGCCAAGGUAUGUCCCUACACCUCAAACUAAUAUGUUCUAAAAAGUUUCCACGGUUAACAUCGCUGCUUUUAUCUAGGUUAACUCGCUCUUCUUCGUGUCCACGUUGUGCAACGUUUUGUUGCGCUGUGUACAUAAGACUCUCAAUGAGUACUCUAAGGUAGGCCCUAUUUUCUUUCACGGACUUCUUAUGAUCUUCGUGUAGUUGGCUUAGUACUGAGGAAUUAUGCUUCUUGUUUGCUCUACUGGACAUCCACAUUUCCAUGGCCGUUUGAUGCUUCUCGCUCUUAUGAUGUUUUGCUAACCGUUCCGGCUUUUUCCAGUUGUCAAAUGAAAAGGAAUCUUUUCCCUUCAAGUACAUCUGGCAAGGAAAGCAGUUCGCUUUCUUACUACUGACGUCGUAUGAGAGCCAGGGAUGUCGCUUAUACCAUUCAGGAUUGAAAUCUCUAGUAAACGAUUCGUUUCCCAUUUUCUUGGGGUCGUAACUCUUCAGUAGCGGCUACUGUGGUCCUUUCAUCUGCAGGCACGAUUUCUCCGAAUUACAGUCUUUUAGGUCUGGUGCAUGCACGCGUAUAGUGUCGAAAUUGUCGUCAAAGCUUUGGGAAUCAUCUAAAGUAAGAAAUAAUGAAUGUAAAAGUAAUAAUCAUUUCGGAUUUUCUCGUAGCAACGAGAAUCAACGACAAUAAGGGGUUUUAAGGACUUUAAAGAAAGUUAAUGGUUUUCUUUCCAUCACUGCACGUCUGUACCUGCUUUGUAGCUUACACAUCUAUUUUUCAAUGUUUAAACGAAAAAGAAACCGUAUACAAUGAACUAAAAAUUGCAACGCUGCCAAUACAUGGAAGCACUAUAGAGUAUUGAGCACUCUUACUAAUACAUCAUGAUACACGACUACGUGAAAAAACUUAAAACUGUUUACCAGAGGCAGAGCACAAAGACUGAAAGAGUAACAAACAGACAAACAGUUCUCAGACUUAAACGUAAAAUUCACUCUGGUAUUCAGACACGCAUAUUUUGAUAAUGAUAGUACCUUACCGUGACUAGCUCCUGUACUUGGAAAAGAAUAGGUCGGAUCAUUUUGCGAUAAUUCUCGAACUGGCACGACGUCAUUGUUAUGUACUGAGACUGCAACGGUUAUACUGGAGACGGAGGACUCGGUAAGUUCAGCAUCUCUUCCCUCAAUAUUUUCUGCGCUUGAAACGGUUUCAUUGACACAUUUUAAAGUAGUUUGACAAUCAUUUUCACUUCCCUCGGCCUCAUUAUCCACUCUAUCUGUAUCGCCAUCGCUUUUCUUUCUUUUGGGCGUAAUGGCCACUGUCUCGCCAGCGGUAGCAAAACAAAGUUUAGCUUGCUUAGCAUCAACUGCAACGGUGAAUUUUACCUUCUUUCCUUUGUGUUUAGUUUUGGCGUGGACAUCCUGAUAUUCGGCCACAAUUUCUUUUUGGCAAACUGAGCAGACCACACGAUAACGAUAGGCACGUUUUCGCUUAACGGGUUUCUGUUUGGACAUUUGUCACAUUAUCAUGAUCAAGUUCAGUUUGUUGUUAUCAAUCGAAGCCGUUAAAUUUUAUUACACCCAUUAAGUAACCAUUUUAAGUCUCUUGCAUCCCAAAUUUAAAUUUGCAAAAAAAUGGAGUAAACUUGCUACCAAAAACGCCACAAGCUACAUACAGCGACCGCUGGCUCAAUGACAGCGACGUGUUUAUUUUUGAUUGCCGCUAAAAUAGGCACAAAAAGCACGAUCUCAUUUUAUCUCGAUAUUUUUGACAAUGUUUGUACUUCCGAAUUUUCAAUAUGGCCGCCAUGAGUGGCCGAUGACAGUGAGCGAAGUUUUCUGACAAUGGUUUUGAUUCAGUAACCAGUGAUCGACUAGAUCGACUGAUCGAUUGUGCAAUAAACCAAAGAUAGGAGAACGUAAGGUAUCGUCGAUUAAUAAAUUUUAUACAAUAACAAAAAUAAGUCAAGCCACAAACGCUUGCCCAAAUUUUCCUUGCGUGCCCAAAAAAUUGACCUUUCCCAAACUUUGGGGGGGCUGCCGCCCUCCCCGCCCCCCCUUCCCGUACGCCUAUGGAUAUAUAUAUACACCGCGUUUAUAUGUGUCCCAGGGAAAGCGAAAACGCAGCGUAGAGUCAUAGGAUAUUUAUACUUGUACUAAUUUCCAAGUGCACUAAAUUCCCUGAGUGUCAGUUUAAUUUACAGUCGUUAAAAAUACAGAAAUAGACCAAUAGACACACAUGCAUUGAAAUAAUGUGUUUUUAGCUAUAACUUACAUUUGUUAACAAAUAUCAACAAUUCUAUGUUUGAUGUUUUCUUUUCAUCACUAUAUAUUCACUUGAAUGUGAGUCACCGUACGUUUUUUCAUCACAGCUCGCUUUGCUCCCGUGCGAAUGUUCACUUCCUGAAGUUUCUGACUCUCCUUUAUAUGAAUUUGUACGAAAACAUUGUUGAAAUAGUAGUGAAAUACAAUAAAAACAUUCGGUGUGCUGAAUGAAUGACGUCACAUCCCCUUCAAAAAGCCCUCUCGCUUAAGGUGGCUCCCUAGGGUUUUAUUUCCGGGGGUUACGUUCUUCGUAUACUGUAAACUAAAACUCGUGUGACUUCAAAAUACGAACGAACGUUGUGUUUUAUAUGGAACUCUUUUUUGAAACAAAAGUGUGAACUUUGCUUUAGUUAAAAGCAUAAAAAGAGUUCUAAAAGUCAAAACGAUACUCGGAUGUGAUGUUUCAAAAGAAGAUAAUGUAAACUUUUUUUUUUAAGCGGUAUUCUGGACGUUUUUUGAACCGCCGUACGCGAGGUUCUAUCGCGAACAUUGGAGUAUGAUAUAAAGUUUCCUCAAGAAUUUGCAAUGUUUUCUCCACAAUUUAGCAGCACUUAUGACAAUAAAGAUGACUUAAAUAAUGAGCCCUCUACGGGUGAAAUGAGCAGGGCCAAAACUCCAAACAUACCACUAUAAAAACUGAAAAUUGAACGGGCAUUUUGCGAAAACAUCCGACGAUAGUACUAGCUCGCACGGGACGAAUUUUGACAAACAUUUUUCAAAUGAAUACCAAGAAGGCAUAACCAGUAAUUACCUAAAUUUCUUUGCCAAUUUUACAUGUAUAAUCCACGCUUAGUUGACCAUUAACCGACACAGUUAUAAACAGUAUAUCAAACAUAAUUUAUAUUUUGUGAUUUCAAAAAAGUCAUGCCUUGUUGUUUUAUGCAGAAUGCAUGUACACGUCAGUUGGGGUAUUAAAUUGUUCGCGUAAAAAUCCGUAAAAAUUGCCAAAAUUAAACCCAAAUUUCUCUGUUUUCCUUCGGUAAAAUUUUUUAAAACUUUGCACAUUUUUUAAUAUCGGCACUGCAAGUACAAUAUCCUUUUUUCUUAAAAUUAAAUCGAAGGGAAAAUUUUUAAUAUUGAUUUUUGACGUUUUUUAAAUUUUCUAAGAAACGUAUCGAUUUAAUUUUUUUGAAUUGAGAGGAAAAAAUCAUUAUAUAAGUAUUAUCUUUUAUGCAAAGUUUUAAAAAAUUUCAUCGAAGGGAAUUUUUAAAAUGACCUGAAAAAGACAAAUUUUGAGCUUUAUUCUAAGCAUGCUGUUGCCAAGACAACAUAUUUUUAACACAAAAGUAGCAAUUUGCAAUGUUCAGGAGAACAUUGUCAAUGUGUCCAAUAAAUUUCGUUUUCAUGUCAUGUAAAGUAAAGAAACAGGAGUCUCCUGAAUACUAUAGUGUAUAAAUUAAAAAAACCUAGGGAGCCACAUUAAGCUUAAUUGGGCGCGUUUAAUGGCGGCCGUAAAAUUGGCAGAUAAGAAUCGUAAGAAUGUCAGGAAGAUGAACGAAUUUUGCCUUGAAAAUUGGUAAGAAUAUCAAGCAUACUUUAUAUUUCUGGAUUAUGAAAAAAAAUUGUAAUGAUAGUGCCACUUUAAUAUUUUGACCAGAGGUAUAGGCUUAUACUUAGCAAAUAUACCUCUUUGACAUGUUUGAUAAUUGUUUUUGGAUAAAAUUAUAAUGGCCGUCUCAAUUAGCAAUAAUACAACUUUGCAAAUUUUUUCUAUUCAACAGAAAUGCCAACAGAUUCUGACACAGAGGUAACAGUGUUUGACCGAUCGGGAAAUCAGGCGACAAUUGCAAUUGCAGAAACUGUCCAGUUUGCAGUUGUUAUAGUAAUUGAUGAAACAUUUGUGCCCGAACUACAGAACAAGCAAAGUCAGGAUUUCAGAAAUUUGAGAAAUAGAUUCCUUGUAUUCUUGAUUCCAAUAUACCGCAAUAGACGUGGUUUUAUUGGCAUUAUCUUCAAUUCAUUUUCCUCGGGAAGUGUUGUUGCAGAUAUUGACAUAUUAUAUAAUUCCACCGAACCAAUUCCGACUGUUGACGAAGUUCGAUCUCCAAUCGCUGAAGCAAGAGAUAAUGGAUCGGCGCCAUUCACUAUUGAAAGUUUACAAGUCACGAAAAUGAGCGGGUCACAAGAUGGGUUCGAAACUUGGAAGAUUGGUGUCAUUGUUUCUCUUGCCUCCUUACUUCUUCUUCUUAUUUUUAUUUCAGCUGUGGUGAGUAUAAGUUUUACCUUGGAAAUGUUAAAUUCAGACAGUAAUAAAAUGAGCUGCUUAUAAGAUUGGUUGAUACUGUACCUUUUUGAUCGUGUCGCCAUCAGCCUAUAUACAAGCAGUAGGCUAUGUCAACAGUAUCAAAACAAAAAGAACAAUACAACUAAAGGAUAAAUUUUGUAUGGAAGGAGGAACAAACACAGUUCCUUUGUGCAAACCAAUUACAGUACAUGAUUGUUUUGGAUCACAAUUUUCUCACACGUAAGAAAAGUCCAAUCAAAUGAUACAACGAUGACGUAUGAAUAAAUUUAUUCUCACGGCAAGAGUAUUCUCGCUUUUAGUUUGACUUUGUUUUGCCCACACCUGAACAUAGACUCUAUAAUUAUUUUCUUGCUUUUUAAUUCUUGUUGGAAUGAAUUGCAUGCUUUGUAUACGUAUGUCAACAUUUAUUGUUUUUUAAAACUAUGAAUUUAUAUGAUUCAAUACAAGUAUUUAUAAGGUAUUUCUCAAACAAUGACGAACAUAUAUCAAACAUAUGGUUAGUUAAACAGCCUGUACUAUAAUAACAUUUUUGACUUAAAUGAAAGAAAAAACUCAGUAUCUAUAAAAUAAACAAAUUUGUUCAUGGUAUUGUAUUUUUCUCGCUUAUUGCAAUCCAUCCUCUCCUUUGUUUUGUAAAUUACAAAUUAGCGCGUGCAAAAAUGAUGAUGAAAUGUUUAUAUCUACAUCCUAACGUUACUGAAUCGUUCUCUGAAUCUUUCACUAGAGAACGACACGCUUUCAUGUAUUUCACGCAACAUAUAUUUAAUAUUGUCGUUAUUAAUUGUGAAAGGACUUCUACGAAAAAAUUAUUUUUUAUUACAGGUUAUUGUUAAUGGACGCAAAGGAAAGCAGGCAUGGUAUAAUUUUGAAAAUCGUAGAAAUAGCUUUGACUUGGAUUAUGAUCUCUAUUCCAUUAAUGUUGAUAAAUCUGAUGGCAUUCCGGUAAGAAUUAUAUGUCUUAUUUUAAUUUUAAAAUAUUUGAAAAAUAUUUGAAAACGAUAACCCUUCGGGGCUCAAAGGUAGGCCUACCUAUUUCUGAAGGGGCCGUUUUUUACAUAUAUCACACCAAUUACCUAACUAAAAACAUUAAUGCUUGUACAAUCAAUACAAACUAGUCUUAUACAAAAUAUUAAAAUGUUUGCCUGCAGUAAAUAACAUUAAAUUUAUUAAUUAUAUAUAUAUAUAUAUAUAUAUAUAUAUAUAUAUAUAUAUAUAUAUAUAUAUAUAUAUAUAUAUAUAUAUAUAUAUAUAAAUAUUAUUCAUACAAAGGUAAUGUUGAAUCAUGCAGAUGCCGUGAAAAAUGCAUUGAAAUUUAUGGCCACGGCUGUGAUUAAAACUUCCUUAAUAAUUUGCAUAUUACUUUGAAAUAUGGCUUCAACAGUGAACAUUGAAUUUACAGAAUUAUAAAUAACACGACGUUGCAAAAUGCCCAGGGGCCGCCGAACCGGGGCGCAAUGGGGGCAUGUACUGUGCCCCCACCACUUUUUUUAAAAGUGAAAAAAGUGCCCUUUUUCUGGACUAAAGUGCCUCAUUUAAAGAACGAAAAAACUAUUUCUUGAAUGAACGCCCUUUUUUGCUGGAAAAGCCAUUUCCGACCAUAUAACGACAUAAAAUCGUUUGAUUUUGGUCACAUACAAAAGUGCCCCUUUUGGCCAAUGCCCCUCCACUUUCGAAAUGCUUCUGCGGCCUCUGAAAAUGCCAAAAUCUUAGAAUAAAUCAAUAAAGUACCUCUUUUACAACUUGCCUCAAUCGCUGUAUGUUGGAAAACAAAGUCUGACUGUCGAAGUAUUUAGUGUAGCCUAUAAUGUUGAUUUGAUUUCAUGCAAUUUAGUAAAUAUACAAGGGUUCACUGGGAAAAAAAUUGAAAAUCCAUAGAAGGUCAUAGAAUGGAAAUUAUAUAUGGACCUUCAUGGAAAUAGAAUGGAUUUUUUUAUCCAUAAUAAUUGCAUGUAUAAUUAUUAUUUCCAUACUAUGGAUAUAGUAUUGAAAUAGUAUGGAUAUACUAUAUAUGGAUAUAAAAACCAAUACCAGCCGACAAUUUCAAAAAAUAUAAUACAAAACAUAAUCCGAAGAUAAGCAUCUUGAAACCCAAAAUAUGAGUCAAACAAGAAAGUGAGUGAGUAAUAUUUCGAUUUUAUUACAAAAUCAUCAUCAGACUAACUGAUAAUGAUGAUGUAAUAAAAUCGAAAUAUGAUGAUGAUUGAUUUUGUAAUAAAAUCGAAAUAUUACUCACUCACUUUCUUGUUUGACUCAUAUUUUGGGUUUCAAGAUGCUUAUCUUCGGAUUAUGUUUUGUAUUAUAUAUAUGGAUAUACUAUAAUAGUAUGGAUAUACUAUAUAUGGAUAUACUAUAAUAGUAUGGAUAUACUAUAUAUGGAUAUACUAUAAUAGUAUGGAUAUACUAUAUAUGGAUAUACUAUAAUAGUAUGGAUAUACUAUAUAUGGAUAUACUAUAAUAGUAUGGAUAUACUAUAUAUGGAUAUACUAUAAUAGUAUGGAUAUACUAUAUAUGGAUAUACUAUAAUAGUAUGGAUAUACUAUAUAGUAUUGAAAUAGUAUGGAUAUACUAUAAUUGCAAAUUUCAUAGUUUGGAUUUCACAUUUAUUCCCAGUGGUUUUACUGCAAGAAUCAUUUUAUACCUGCUGAUAGUUUCAGCAUGCAAAUAUAAAACUAAUCUUAUUCCAAAAAAGUAUGUAUUUUAACAACACACGCACCUUUUUAAAAUGGAUACUUUUUUAAAAUGCAUACUCAAAAUAACAUUAGUUUUAUGUUUUAUGUUUUUUGUUUUACUGCAUAUUCUGCAGUUCAAUAUUUGUACAGUAAUUGCAGUUUCUGUUCGACACUUGUCUAUAUAACUCUAUAUACAGAGGGAAACGUGCAAGCAAGGGCAGUUUGCAAAACUAUUCUAGUUUCCGAUUCAGCCUCUAACCUCACAAACACAGCAUGAGCUCCACCUUUGAAUUUACUAUAUGAGUAAAUUCUUAAACACGUCCGAAUUCAUCAUUAUGAUAAAUUCGCGGCAAAUUUUGAAUUUAUCAUAAUAAUAAAUUCGCGGCACUUAACACUAACCCUAACCCCAACCCCUACCCUAACCACUAACCCCUAACCCCUAACCCCUAACCCCUAACCACUAACCACUAACCCCUAAUUUUUUUAACAUUUUAAAUUUUUUAAAAUUUUUUAAAAAUCUAACUUUUUAAACUUUUCUUGCUUUUCGAAACUCUUUUAAAACUUUUUAAAACUUUUUUAAAAACUAUUUUUUUAAAAAAUUUGAAAAACUUCUUGAAAAAAAUUUGAAAAACUAGUGCCAUUACAUUUACAACGGGAAACCUUGUGCAUGCUUGGAAAUAUUUGCCCUUUUAUUGUCUCGGGGUUCGGGCGCAGUUUCCGAUUUCACGCGUACGUUUCUUUAUCUGGUUCAGAUAUUUAUAAUAUUCUUAUAAUAUGCCAUUGAAUUUUUGUCAUAUGGAACGGUAUAAAUUUUGUUAAAUAGAGAUCUCAAAAGCGACUGUGUAGGUCGUAGACGCAGCGCCUUGCUGGUCUUACAGCAAACGUUACACAUUUGGACAAUAGCUAAAUAGACAUUGAAUGUCCAUUCUAUUGAUUUUAAAACGGUUUAUAGCAUAGAUAUCUUAUAUACACUAGAUAGCGCAUCUCUUUUAGUAAAAUUGAAGCCAAGAAUAUUCCAGCGGUUAUCCCCAUUUGAAUAGAUGGCGGCCAUGUUGGUCGUUCCCACUUGCUAAUAAACGCUUAAAAACAAGAAUAACUUUCAUCAUUUGAAUAGUUUAAAAACGUAUUUAGAAUAGGGUUAACUUAAUGUUUAAGUUCCCUGUUUAAGAAAUAGAAAACAUACGAAUCUUCUCAUUUCAUGGGAACGACCUGAGACUGCAAUAACGGCUUCAAUUUUUGAAUUGCAGAAUAAUUAGAUGCACUAUCUAGUGUAUAUAUAUAUAUAUAUAUAAGAUAUCUAUGGUUUAUAGACAUAGUGCUCCAGACUUUUUUUAAAAGUUUAUCAUCGUUUAUAUUAAACACCAGGGGCCGGUUGUAUAAAAACGUAGUUAGCGCUAACUGCAGUUAAAAAGUAGUUAAAAAGUGGUUAACUUUAAUCACGUAGUUAAGCCGGUUGUAUAAAAGUGUAGUUAGCCUUAACUGCAGUUAAAAAGUAAUUAAAGUUAACUAUGCUUUAGGGUAUAGUUAACUGUCCAAAACGUAGUUAAAAAUGGCGUUUGUAUAGGAGUGAACAACAUUUUUCAUUAAAACAACAAUGAAAAGCAACGCUUACCUGAGAUUUUCAAUCGCUAUCUUCCCUGUGAAUGUUUCCUGACAAUAUAAACUCUUCAAACGCUAUUGUUUUCUAGUAUUUUGAAAAAAAUUCCCGCCUAUUUGCAAAAUACGAGUCCACAAUAUGUUGAAAAUGUGUGUCAGCGGUCGUUAUUCGCUGCUUACUUUACGUAAUUUUGUGUUUAAACGCCCCACGCAAGCCCCACGCACAGUUAACUACGUGAUUAUAGUUAACUAUCCGACUAACUACGUUUUGUGCAACGCAGUUAAGUCAUGUAGUUAACUAAUUACAGUUAAGGAUUUAACUACAGUGAUUAACGCUAACUACAGUUAGCGCUAAUUACGUUUUUAUACAACCGGCCCCAGGUAGGAAGGAUUGUUAACGUACAAAAUUGUUUGGGAUUGACAGUAAAGAAUUAUACGACAAAUCACAACUGCAUGCAUUUCCUUUUCUGCACGAUUGUUCAAGCCAAAAAUCAAACUAUUGCACAGAAUCUCCGAUAUGAAUUCUAUCGCCAUUCGCCCUCGCCCCUUGAAUGCAAAGGAAUGAUAGCCGAAAAGGUUUAGCACAGUAUUUUUUAUUAUAUCUGGUCUAAAGUGUCGCUACGUUUUAUCAGGGAUAUAUAUACAUAAUUCAUAAACUGUAUAUGCGCACGAAGUCUAGCUGAUAGAACUACUUAAUAUAAAGUUUUAAUUAAUAAGCCUUUUAAAGUGUCUAUUGAUAGAUAGGUUGUUUGCCUCUAGUAUCGUUUGGUGAAACUGCUAAAAUGUUAUUACAGUAUACGAUAAAGAUUAAAGUUGAUUUAAAUAUUGAUGACACAGCGGCAUUAUACAAGUCGAAAGAAGUUGUAUUUUAAGCCGGGUUAUUCUUCAAAUAUAAAGCCCUGAAUGGAUAAUGGCAAUGACAAUGAAAGGUCUUCAUAAGCUAAUUAAGGUUUAUAAUGCACCUGCUGUAAAUUACUGUAAUAUACGAAAUAUGAUAUAAUUUACUAUAAAGUACAAUACCAAUGUCUGGUGCAAUCUGAUGCAUAUAUCGUCCUAUAUUCAAGUUAUAUGUACCGCACGCACGGAAAUUAACGCACAGUGGAGUCUUGGCGUUCGUCUGAUGACACUAGAUACCUAUACUUCGAGUCUUCAACAUAAUCAUUCUUGAUCGUUGAGUUUCAGCAAUGUAAAUGAAAGGAAUUUUACAGUCCAUAACGGGUUUUAAUCCUGUGCUUUCACAGUCAAGAUAGCAGCUAUUGUUCAAGGGUGGGUUGACUACAAAAUUUUUGUAGUUCGCUAUAACUACAGCUACUUCAAAAAUAUGUAGUCAGCUACAACUACUGCUACUUUUGAACAAAAGUAGUUCGCUACUGACUACGGCUACUGCUUAAAAAAUGUAGCGAACUAUUUCGCUAUUUCGCUACUCUAUAUUUUUUAGUUAUGGUAUUUGGGCUCAGGCUGUAAUUUAACCUAUAACAAAUAGACUUACGAGUAGCAACAGUAAACAAAUAGGGUCAAAGAAACAUUUUUGUAAGCACUAUACAGUGUUCAGGAGUGCCACUUUUCAAUGCGCUAAAAUAAUCUUUACUGUAUAAAAUAAUCUUUUAAGCAAACCGUGUCUUAAUAUCAUUAUAUUCUACGAACGGUUGCUAACAAUUUUAAAAAGUAGCGAAUAGCGAUUCGCUGUUUGAAAAGUAGUCAACUACUUGGCUAUUUUUAGGCAAAAUGUAGUUCGCUAUAACUACAACUACUGUUUUAAAAAAGUAGUCAAAAACUACUGGCUACUUGAAAAUUGUAGUUCGCUACAGUAGCGAACUACAACUACUUCGCUACAACCCACCUUGCUAUUGUUUACACAAAGUUGGCGAUGUUCUGGAAAUCAAAGCAUCCCAUUAUAAAAUAAAUCCUUUGUUGAAUAUCGGACAGGAUACACUUCAACCAUAAACAACCAUAUCGUUCAUUUGAUAUCGUUUGAUCGAUCAGUCGGUGUAGAAUUGGGAAGACAUAAAUAUAUGUUUCUACGGCGAUGCAUGCUCAACUUCGCAAGCCUGGCGCGUGUGGAGUCCUUCCCUUGGAAGUGAAAUAUGAUCCAGCUUGUCGGCUGUCGCUUGAAAUUUACCGCAACACUUAUUAUUGAUGACCUUCAGUAUAACAGGAAGUCGUGUCAUGAUGAAUACGAAUUUAAAACAGUUUAUUUCACGAUUUCUUGUUGCAAAUUAGAUUUUAUCACCCAAAACUUUCACACAUAAAAUUGCAAUUUUCCAAACGCAACAAACAGACUCCUCUACUACCCCUCCCUGAGAGCAAUUCAUUUUACCACUCAGAAUCUGCGGGGUCACGUGACCAGCCCCGACCAGGGUCUUUGCUCCACAAGAGGAAAGAGCCUGGGAACGAGGUUGGAAAAGUUAUAGCCUACUUGAAAAAUGUAUAUUCUAUUUUUAUUAUUAUCAUGUGAUUAUAGCAUCGUAUUUUAUUAACACUGAUUCUUACUUCUUUUUCUAGAAUUACGCGGAGUCAUUUGAAAUGGACGAGAGAGGCAACACUUAUCUGUAAUCGAAAAGAGAUGAGAAGUCCACAUUGCCGAAGUAAAACUAGAAACUGCACUAAAUAUAGAAACAAAUAUGUUUGAUAGUUUAUGUUUGAUAGUUUAUUUGACACUAAAACUUACAGCUCCAGAAUAUAACUAAUUCCACUGCUGAAAUAUGUUAGGUUUACAAGGAUAUUAAAACUAAUUUUACAUGUAUUUGUUUAAGAAAAAGAAUAAGAUUAGACUCAAUACUUAAAAAUACACAUUUACAUAUACAUACUGUAUGCGCAGACUUAUAAUUUGUUACUAAAACACUCACUAAUGCUAAUUUUGAUUAGGUUAAAAAACCAGCAUAUUCGCGGUAAAAACAGCUUCUAAGUUAUUCAGAAAACUUAUUAGAGUUAUAAGUGAUAAAACUGUUCCUAAAUCUGUUCGUUUUAUGAAGUGGCACGUUAAUUUCCUAUUUUUACGCAAAAAAAUGGCUACUGUCAUUAUUUAAUGGCGGUAACAAAUCCGUUAAUUUGUGCUCAGGAUUAUUGACUAUGUCCUUAAAAAGUUUUGUUGUUAAUUCCUGUCUUCUACCGUACAGUGAUGGGGUGUUCGUGUUUCUCAAUGCUUCUUUGUAGUGUUGAUCUGAGAAUAUUAUUCGAAAAGCUCGUUUCUGAAGUCUUUCAAGAUCUUCAGACAGAUAUUUGGGUAAUGAGUCGUGAAAUGCUUGGCACGCAUACCCGAUGACUGGUCGAAUACAGGUGGAGUAGAAAAGGAUUAGGUCGUUAGCUGCUAAUUUCGCUCGUUUUAGUUGUCUUAAAAAUUAUAGACGAG
Paramuricea clavata is the source of this 62306-nucleotide messenger RNA. NCBI's taxonomy places the organism in Eukaryota, Metazoa, Cnidaria, Anthozoa, Malacalcyonacea, Plexauridae. The record is from the annotation of a GenBank genome assembly.